AGAGAGAGCAGAGAGACACGGUAACCUGCAGAAGGACCAACUCACAUGGUCCUGCUGCAGCGGAGCCCAGACCCCCAGGAGUCCCCCGCACCUCUUCCUCAAUCCAGUUUGGCUUCAACCUUCUUAAUUUUAGGAAAAAGAAGAAGAAGAAGAAAAUACAUUUUAAUUUAAUUCCAUUGUUUUCCUCGCAUCCUUCCUCCCGCUGCCCAGUGUCGGUCAGACUCGGGCCGGUAACGCUGCGCCAUGGCUCGGGAGAACGGAGACACCGGCAGAGGAGAGACGUGGAAGAAACAAGUCGACGAUAUCAAGAAGAUUUUUGAUUUUAAAGAAGUCCUGGGCACGUAAGUACCUGCAGCAUGUGGCUUUCACUGAGUCUAUCUUUAAAACAAUGGGGCUCCAUAGAGAGAGUUUACACUGAACUGUACUUGUAUAUUAAAUUAUUCUGGUGACUCUACUUUAAAGCAUAAAACUAUACGCCAACCACUUAGGAAACUAUUUUAUUCAGCCUUUCAGGUUGGCUGUCAUUCAUUUAUCAUAAUUCAUGUUAUUGUUAUUAGUCAGGCUUUCACAACUUCCUAAAACUACCAAGGUUUACUCUCUCAGCUUGUAUUAAAGGGGAAAUCCUGAGCAAAGUGCAUCCAUAUUUACACAGUUUCCCCUUUAUUGAAUCUUGACAUGUUUAUCUUGUUAUCUUAUUUUUUUCUAAUACAUUUGACAAUAAGAUAACAAGCUAAUUGAAUGUGUUGUGAUGGAUGAAAACAACUCAAAUUGUUAGCGUUUAACAAAAAUGUAGCUUUUAACACACGUUUUAAGGAUUAUUUGGCUUAUACAGAAAAUGCAAAAUUGAUUUGGUCUUUGCAUUCAUCUCUUUAUUAUAAAAUAUUUCAGGUGUCCAUAUCCUACUGGAAGAAAAUGACUCUUUUUCCAACAAACACCAUGCAGCCGUAUUCAUGUUAGGUGUUGAUUUGUUGCUAAAUCAGGUCUAUAUGGCGGGUGACCCUCAUGCUAUGACUACUAUCCCUUUAAAGUUGAUGUUGAUUUAGUGGAGUCCGGUCUUCUGUAUGCAGUGUUUAUGCAGGGACUUGAAAGAGACGGUGGUGCUUAUAACUGAUUUAUUUUCUGGUUUAUCCCUUUGGCAUACUCUGUAAUAGUCCUCCAGGGGAUUUUCUUGUUGAUGACAGGGAGGCUUUAACAGCUCGCAGGAAUUUUGAUCUCUCAGCAAGCAGCAGCCCUAUCACCGUUACACUCUUAGUCUUUUUCGAGUAUUCACAUCCACGUGGGUCACAAGGAGGUUUUACUCCUCAGCGUCCUUGUUAGGAAGGGAAACGUCUCCUCUCGCCUUUCUCUUCUCCACCCUUUGUCCAUCCUCUCCCAUUCCUCUCGUUCAAAUAGUGAUAGAUCACAGGUGACGCCCCCUUGAAUCUCUGACAGCCAGUCCCUGUGAGCGUCUGUCCGCCCGCUCUCCUGCUGUGAGGAAUGAGCUGCGUCUGUUUGGAUGGAAGCCCGGAGAGGGGGGACACACAGGCAAGGAUGCAGAUUGGGAUUAACUGCGUAGGGAUUAGGAAAAGUUCCUCUUAGUGGAAGGAAGUUCAGUCAUGUUGAAACAAGAAUGUACAUCUCAGACUGGAUGUGAAUUACACACUCAGGAUGCAGACUGGCACAGGACUUACUGAUGCGAGUCGGCCAUGUUGCUGCCAAACAUUAACCAAAGCUGCUGACGGGUCCUUGAACCUGAUGCAUCAGCAGAAAAGAAAGAAAGACGAGGAUGAAGGAGAGGAGGAUUAAAUAAAUGGAAGAGGGAGUGAUUCGUUGUUGUCAGACACUAACAGAUAAGCUGUCAUCAGCAAACACCACCAUGAAAAAAAAACAGAAAUACAGAUUAUAACAGAUGUGUUCAGGUGCAGCAGCACAAGCGGGGAAAAUUAAACCUCCAGGCUAUUCCGCAUGUCACUGCAGUGUUGGAUGUUUCUGCAUCAGCGUUUCUGAGCUGCGUCUGCACUAACAGGAUGUGAUGUCAUAAACUUGGACACCGACCUAUCGUAUUCCGUCUCCUUGCUCUGGCUUGACCUUGCAUGCUCUGGUUUUGGUAUUCCGUCUAUUAAUAUCCUUCCUUAGUGAGAUGACACACCGUUUUGUGCGCUUUACUGCUGGAUUAAAGUUGUCGGUUUUAUCGAACGCUGACAGGUGUGUCGCUGUGAGUUAGUGUGUGUUUGCAAGCAUGUCCAUGAGGCACUCCUCGGUGUCUGAUUACACUCUCCUGGUGUGUAUGCAGUGGGUGGCCCCGUCUCUGUAUUCAAUAAUUCAGCACCAACAGAGGUGUGUGCUUUGUGCGUGUGUGUGAAUUGGUUGUCCGCAGGAGGGGUCAAAGUGAGAGCAAGUGCGACUUCCUCACCUGGCAAGAUAAAACUACCGUAACAGGUUUUUUCCUCAGGAUUAUUGUGGCCAAGAUAUAAUCAUGAUAAUUAAGAAAAAAAAAAGAGCUGUUGUAAAUUUGGGGGAGGCAACACAAGGGUGGAGCAACAGUCCACUUAAUACACUUUUAAUGAUGUUCAAAAGUUACGUAGCUCAGUGGCUGAGUCAGUCGUCUCUUGUUUGUAAGUUCGAAUAUCGUUGUCCACACGCCAAAGUCUCUGUAGCGACUGCUUUCCUUCAACAAAAAGGACACUGGGGUUUAGGUUCGCUUGCAUCCUUGACUUGUUUAAUUGUCGGUCCGGUUUGAGUGUUAAAAGGUGGUUUGUUGUUCCAAAAAAGAAAAGAAAAGAAAUUGAUCCAGGUCCAAAUCUUUUGCCUUUGAAUGAAAAAGUGACAUGAUGAAAAUGAGGUUAAAACAGGACGAUUGAAACGGUCAACAGAAAAUCAUCAGAGCUCACCACAACCCAUUGUCUGACUACACCGCCAAACAUCCCAAAACCAAAACCACAAAAAUCAUACUUUCAACAACUCUUAGCUCCUAAAGUCUACGUGGGCAAUACAUCUGACCCCAGCCUGACCCCACUGGCUGCAUCUAGUGUUUUCUGAAUGAGAUUAGUUAAAGCUGAUGGCGCUCUAAAUAGCAUUCACGAUGGGUGAAUGUGACAUUUAAUGGAAAAAGGCUUUGAGUGGUCAGAAGAUGCGAGAAACCGCCAUAAAGGCACCAUCUGUUAAUGAACGCUCAGUGACUUUCUGUGUGGGAUUCUGCUUUAGACUGUGUCCAUAAACACCUGCCUGUUUUACAAAGUCCGUCAACUUCUUCUUCAUCCAUUUUUUGUUUUAUGGUGAUAAGAACCGACGCAAAGAACCGCCACCACCUCUACCGUCUUUGCCGAGCUAAAGGUUGUCGUCGACAGAGUGAUGUGAAAGUGAGUUUUAUCGAGUCACCUUGACUCUGAGUCCAGUCCUGAGUCCUUGGUGUUCAGGCUCACACUGCUAAGAAGAAUAAGAGUCAAAUCUGAGUUCUAAUUACCCAAGUUCUAGUCUUGAAUCCUAAAAAUCAGGACUUGAGUUCAGGUCUUUUUUACUGUGUCCAUAAACACCCAUCUAUUUUAAAAAGUCUGUCAACUUUUCUUCAUCCUUUUUUGUUUUAUGGCGAUAAGAACCAACCCAAAGAACCACCAACCCCUCUACCGUCUUUGCAAAGCCGAAGGAGUGUGGUUGUCGUCGACAGAGCGAUGUGAAAGCGAGUGUUAUUGAGUCACCUUGACUCUGAGUCCUUGGUGUUCAGGCUCACUCUGCUAAGAAAAAUAAGAGUCGAAUCUGAGUUCCAAUUACCCAAGUUCUAGUCUUGAAUCCUAAAAAUCAGGACUUGAGUUCAGGUCUUUUUUACUGUGUCCGUAAACACCCAUCUAUUUUAAAAAGCCUGUCAACUUUUCUUCAUCCUUUUUUGUUUUAUGGCGAUAAGAACCGACGCAAAGAACCGCCACCACCUCUACCGUCUUUGCCGAGCUAAAGGUUGUCGUCGACAGAGUGAUGUGAAAGUGAGUGUUGUGGAGUCACCUUGACUCUGAGUCCAGUCCUGAGUCCUUGGUGUUCAGUCCCACUCUGCUAAGAAGAAUAAGAGUCAAAUCUGAGUUCCAAUUACCUAAGUUCAAAUCUUAAAAAUCAGGGCGUGAGUUCAGGUCUCGCCCCAGUUGGGAUCCUUUCUGUAAUAUCGUCAGACUCAGAAUAACAGAACUGUCAGCAGACCGGCUAAACUUGUAAAAAUAAGGCCAGGUCUAAACAAACUACAAUUCCUCUUUAAGGCUGGAGGUCAGGGAUAAAUGCUCCCUCUAAAGAAAGCGUGCGUGCAUGUGGUGGCCAUGACAGUGAUGCAUUGUGGGAAUGUCACUGUGCCAUCUAGGGCACUCUGCCCUUAAUUGAUGCUCCACUUCCCUGCUGCUGGCACUGUUCUGCUCACUCUUUCUGGGACUGCAGACCCCCCCGUCCCUCCUCCUCCUCUUCCUCUUUUUUCCUCUCCCUUCAUGUCUCUCUACAGUACACCUCCCUCUUUACCGCUCUGUCUUUCUGCCACUCAGCUCCCCGUGUGGCCGCUUUCCCUUUUUUCAGCUUUUUUCACAGAGUGUAGUAGAGGACAUGGUGCAGUUUUUGAAGUAUAAAUAGCUGACCAUAAAUAGAACAAAAGAUGAUUGUUUGCAAUGUGACAAACUUCCAACUACAAGUGGACUGCCUGCCCAGGCUUUUAAUAGUGUGUGUGUUUGUGAAAGUGUGCGACCAUGUCUACAUUCACACAAAAAUGCGACCAGGCUGCAGUGAAAUUCUCAAUACUCUCAGUAUGUCGACGAGCUUAUUCUCUCUUCAUGCAUCCAUCUGUUCCCUCCUCUUCCCUUUCUCUGCCAGGUUUUGUGUUGCGCAGCUCUCCUCUCAGGCUGACCAGCUCCACUGUAAUUGAUUGUCGUUUCUCAUCUUGUUUAUUCAUGUUUUCUUUCUGAGCGACUCCUGCGGGCUUCCAAACUCACUUCGCAGUCUCGAUCGGCAGAUGGAUUCGCCGAGUCAUCUGGAAAUAAAUGAUCAUUGCUUUCGACAAGAUCUACCGAGUGAGGCUGGGUGAUGCAGAUGUGAAUCAAACUUCUCACCGUCUGAGUAACAUACCUUGAUAACGGGGAUGGAAAUUGAACAGUGUUGACGUGUUGCUAGGAAACUAGGUAGUAAACAAAACCUUAGCAGACAAAGAAGAUGAAACUUCCCUAAAAGACAGUACAGAGCUGGAAAAGUGACGACGUUUAUUCAUCAUUUGACAAACAGCCCAUUAGCCUUUUGUGAACACAGACUGUUUUGAGAGGUGAUUCGUCAACAGGGAUACUACCUGAUAGGAACAAGCUUAAGGCAAUUUAACAAGGGGCAUAUCGCAAACAUGCUUCGGUCAAUGAUUCGAUUCGUACCCAGUGCAUGUGAACUUGAACAAGUCGUGCUAUAAAGGUAGCUUGAAUUAUCUUAAUUUGACUUAACUCUAAACUAAACUGUAAACAGGCUGAUUGUGACAGUAGACGGUAUCUAACCUGAUAUAGGAAAUAUGUGUCAGUCGCAAAGGACCAAACUCCAAUAGCCAGCGUCCGAGUGCCAUUUGGGACCAUUAUGUUGAGGUUGCUAACCUGAGAAGGAAACCCUGCCCUCGCAUAUCGUAGAUUUAGAUUUAAUCCUCGGAUGUUUACGAAUAUAAUGUGUUAUAAUUUGAUCUGCAUACUGGACUGGAUUCGUAGGGACCCUACAUGAUGCUGAGUGCUGUUAGUCUAGCUAGUCAUCAUUAGACACAUCGGUCAAGCUAAUUUUUAACGGCUCCGAUCCGGAACUGCAGCAAUUUUCGCCUUGCGACAAUUCCUACCGGAUCCGUUUGUGAGGCAAAUUUCGUGGCGGAUUACGAACAGCAGGAAUCAAACUCACAAGAACCCGCGGAUCACGUGUAAUUGCGCCAUAACAAGUUGUCUUUAGCCACAGAGGCUAACCAUAUAAGCAGUAGAUUGUGUCCUUCCAGAGGAGAAAAUCUACUUCUAGAUUUAUAAAAACAUCAUCCUCUCAUCCACGGUGUCAUCAGGAUGAAAUUCCUUCUAUAAACUUUUCACUUGUUCAUCCCCGCCCGUUUGCAUGGUGUGAAAUAUGAUCCGCCUGAAACACGGAGUGUUUUAUUUUGAAAAGAAGCUGGAUGUUUUACUUUGUGUCUGUGCCCGACUUCCUUUCCAGCACGGGUUAAUCUCUGCUGAAUUUAUCUGGCAUGAUCCAGCGUCCGGAAAAAAUAGAACUCUUGCGAUCAGCUGCGGAGUCUGGCGAUCCGCAGCGGAAUGGAAAGAAGCCGUUGGAAAUUGAGACAUUAACUGGAUGUGGCCUUUUCAUAGCCGUUCUGGAUGCGGUGGAAAUUAGGGGUUAAGUUAUUUUCUAUAUUCCUGCUUUCUCAUCUUCUCUCACAUAGAGGAUAGGACAGUAGAUCGGGCUGGAAACUGGGAGAAGGUGGGGAGGUCAGGGGCCGCAGGUUGGGAUACAAUACAAGCGGCCUGCUUGAGGUCUAUAAUCUCUACAUAUGUAGCGUGCGAUGUAACCAUUAGGCCAAACCAGCGCCCUCGUUAAACUAAUCAUCAUUUUUUCUUAAUGUUGGUGUGAGGUGCCAGCCAUAUGUUGUGUCUUAGCUAAAGCUCAGCCAUCUGCCAAGAGCUGUGUCUGUAGCCCCUGGGGAUGCUGCGAAGUGACUGAUUUCUGGGCGGUUGAAGAAAAACGUUGAAAUUGAAGAUAAUUUAUUUAAGACAUCUAGACCAGUGGUUCUCGACUGGUCUCACUCCGGGACCCACAUUUUCCCAUGGUCCUUAAGUCGCGACCAACUUUUAUAGAAUUCAAACCAAGCGAAUUUGUUUUUUAUUAGAAAAAAACCUUUAAAGACUCUAAUCUUUAAUAUAAAUCCACUUGUUUUAUUGAGUAAGGGGCAUUUCAGAGCAGAUGAAGUGGACAACAUGAGGACGGCAACUACUGAAGUUGCAUAUACAGAAAAUAUCAAAUAUCUGAUAAAUAUCGCAUUAAAUAUUUACUUUUUUGACCAGCUGUUCGUGACCCAUCCAGAACGUAUCCGCGACCCACUUUUGGGUCGGGACCCACCAGUUGAGAACCACUGAACUAGACAGUGUCAAAUUGGUUAGCUGUGUGUGGCUAACAUAUUUAGAUGUCAACAAGCUCAGGCGACUGAUUGUGUACAUCAGUGCAGGUUUUGGCAGCAUCAAGAUGUUGUUACCGAAAGAAGGCCCCACAUCCCACCAAUGGCGAGUUUUCUACUGCAGCUGUGUGUGUAAUAAUCCCCUUAACACACCAUUCCCUGAGAAACAGGACAGUGUGUGUAGUCCAAAGGUUGGGAACCCCUGCUCUAAUGGUUUUUGCUGCUGUCAUUGUUGAGUUGUUGAUGACUGUGACUGCGCCGGUGAUGCUAUUGCUAUUGACAUCACUGUUGACGUCUGUUCUUUUAGUUUUGGAUGAGCUGAGGAUUUCAAAACACUGAAUAUGCUGUUUCUCAUUUUGCUAUCUCAGUGCUACUAAACUUGAGCCACAGUCAUGUCACACAACCCUCCCACACACACACACACACACACACACACACACAAACACACACAAACAGGAGGACGAUUUAAAGCAACAACGUCGAUUCUCUUCUCUGGACACGCAGCAAAUAAAACACUUACACUUGCCAGCUGUCAAGUCCUCCCUCAUCACUAAAUGAGUGAAUUUCUGCAUCUGUGUGUGUGUGAGAGUGUGAGAAAAGGGGGGAGGGGAGAGGGACUGUCUAACCCUCUGCACUGGUUGAUGCAUGUGUCCAGACCUCUGAGUAUUAAUGAUCAUAAACUUUAGUCCAUUAUCGGAUCAGUGCUCUAUUUUAAGCUCUCGGGUGAUCACAUCCAGCUUAUAACAGCCCCCAGCUGAAGGGUUGCUGUGUUUGUGUGACAGCUGUGUGCGUGCAGUGGAGCUGCUGCUCAUGUAUGUAAACACAACCACAUGUUCAAAAAAAUCAUUCAGAAGCUAAAAUAGAGCGAUGAAUGAAAGCGAUACUGUCAGUGCCAACGAAUCAUUCAGUGUGUAGGGAUGUUAUAUUUUCACUUGCAGAUUCAAAUAAAAGACCAAAAUGUGAUUUCAGAUUUUUUCACAUAUAAAAAAAAAUAAACAGAUUUUGCUGAAUCUGUUCCCAUAUGAAGGAAAUAAAACACUUUAGAGACAACACAGCUGCAUCUUCAGACUGUGUGGUCACUGCCAUAGUUGAUAAUUAUAGACAGUUUAACAGAGCUGAAAUAUCGUUCUGCCUCCCCAAAGUCAACUCUAAGUCCCCAUAAGGUUUGAUAGUCCGAACAGAAACGUAAUGGCUAUAUGUGCAGGAAGAGUCUUAUUUUUGGGGCAGUCCUAAAAGGUUGAAAAAGACACUGUCCUGUUUACAUAGUUGCUGAAAUGAAUAUUGCAUUUAUAUUAGGGGUGUCCCGAUCCGAUAUUGAUAUUGAAUAUCGGAUUAUUUCUGCCUGCAUCUAAAACCUCCAAUAUCAGUACUCCAAUUCAAGCAGUCCAUUCCAGACUCCGCUCCAGCACCUCUAUCUAGCAGCACCCGGAUCCAGCAUGCAGAGCCCACAUGAUCACAACAACAGUGUGUACUGAGUAGGGCCGAGCAAUAAAACAAUAACGAUAUAUUGAAAAUUAAUUUUCCUCAAUAUCAAUAUGAAACAUUGUCAAUCUGCCUUUUGUAGGGCUGGGCGAUGUGGAAGCAAGUUUAUCACAAUAUUUUUUUCAUAGCAGCUGAUAUCGAUAUAUCACGAUGUAAAAAAUGAAAUCUAACAGCAUGUCUGUUGGUAGACAUGCUGUUAAAUUUCAUUUCAGAGUAACAGGGAACAUUUAAGAUUGACAAGUGUUUUUUUAUAUUGUGAUAUACUGUACAUCAAUAUUGACUGAUGUGAAAAAAAUAUAUUGUGAUAAACCUUUUCCCAUAUCGUCCAGCCCUAGUACUAAGGUGCUAACAAAGUGGCAAGGAGUAGGAAUUAGGGAUGCACGAUAUUUAUCGGACCGAUAAAAUAUCGGCCGAUUUGGGGAGAAAUUACGUCAUUUUUUAUCGGUCCGAUAGGUGCAUUUUUCCGAUAGAAAGAUCCGAUAUAUUAAUGAAAUUACGAGUAACGUUUGCAGGCGGAGUAGCCGCCCGUCCGGGACGCGCUGGUUAAGUCAUCUAUCGCGCCUUACUCACAGGUCCCAAGCCUGACCCCAUCACUGCCUGACAGAUAAUAAAAUGUCUUCACCAGCAUGGUCGUUUCUCUCAGUGGCAGAAGAUGACAACAGCAUUGCUAUAUACAAAACCUGUUCAGCGAGGAUUCCGAGAGGAGGAAAGAAGACGUCAAGUUUUAACACAACGAAUCUGAUAGCUCAUCUGAAAAGUCGCCAUCGCGGCGAAGCGGUAGUAAAAGGAUAUGAGACAGCCGCCGAAGCUGCUAGCGGUACUAAAGCUAAGACAACAACACUACGGAGGAUCGAUGUCCCCAUUCAGCAGGCGUUUAAAAACUGCAAAAGCUUCUCAAGAGACAGCAAAAAAGGCUAAAGGCAUUAACGACAAAGUGAUGGAGUUCAUAGCGGUCGACGACCAGCCUUUUUCCGUCGUUGAGAACCCGGGUUUUCGUAAGUUAUUAGCACACUUGGAGCCACGUUACACUCUCCCAAGCCGCCGCUUCUUCUCGGAUGUGUCUCUUCCUGCACUCUAUGAUAUUGUCGCCACAUACAUUCACAACCUGAUCGACAAGAACGGACUACACGUGAGUUUUACCACAGACAUAUGGACGUCAGAUGUUAGUCCGGUCAGCAUGCUAAGCCUAACGUCUCAUAAUAGCUCCUUUACAGUUUACAGUUCUGUUGAACAGUUCAGGGGAUCAAAUGAAGUUCUGCUUUUUGCUCUGUUAUUGUUAUUUAUAGCAAAUGACCACAUUUGAAGAGCCAAAAACUUUUGUUUGUUGUUCUAGAUAGGCCAGAGCAACAAAAAUAUCAGUUUUCAAUCGCUGCAUCCUGCACAAACUGCAGAUUAUAUGAAGAUUAUAAUAAACGUAAAAAUAUGAAUUUAUUGGUUAUCGGUAUCGGUAUCGGCCAUGAGAAGAAGAAAAAUUAUCGGUUAUCGGUAUCGGUUGAAAUUUUUCAUAUCGUGCAUCACUAGUAGGAAUGAUGUCAGUGUUUUUCGUUGAAGUCCAAAAAAGAUGUUGCAUCUGAGUGCAAAACUUGUCAUCCACAAGUUUAUGCCAAUAUCGGAUCAAUAUCAGUAUCGGCCAAUACUGAAGGCUACAAUAUCGGUAUCAGAUCGGAAGUAAAAAAAAAAAAUUGUAUUGUGACACCACCAAUUUAUAUUCCCAUCUACAAACUGCAGCCAACUACAGAGCUGUAUCCCUCUUUUCUCUCAGAAACAUCCACCCCACUCUUAAACAUUUAUUCUGUUAAGUGUCAGUUAUCAGUCAGUUAUUUGUGUGGGAUUACACAUCAAAACAUUUCACACUGUUUUUUUUCUCAAGGCAACUUGCCCUGACAUCCUGCCGUGACUUCAUCUUUGCCGCUUAUAUAAGCAAGACAAAAACACUGUUUCCACUUAACCCAUUAUUUGACUAUUUAUAAACCGUGUAAAGAAACCGAUGUGGUGAAGAGUGAAACACAAACACACACACCUAUGAAUCUCUUGAUGCUGACUCCAUGAUGUCUUUUAAACUCACACAUGAGGAAAGCGAUAGAUGCAGGUGCUUUGGGGCAGCUGUGGAAAUGAGACACUCAGCGGUGAUGUUCCCGAGUGGGGGAUUCAGUUUGUGCACGCCUGUUGUGCAAUCCUAAAGGGUUCCAGACAACAACAUCUGCUGUUUGAGAGGGAAAUCAGGGCCACAGCCUGCUGGGAGACAAAUGUUGCUUGUUGUGAUCGAGUUAGAGAGCAGGAGGGUGUCCGCAGUUUGGUGAUCAAGGGUGACAGGGUGCCGGAGGUCGAAAGAGUGGUGGCGACGUGAGCGGCGUUAAUAACUGUCUUCCUGAAGGCCACGGGUCUCUCAAAACAUAAUUAGAAGUCAACAAAGGACAACAUGUAGUAAUCUGUGCCAAAAUAAGUUUGAUAUAAGUAACGAUGAGGAGCUACACUGCAUAUAAACGCCAUGUUUUAACGGUGCGUUGGAGUCUGACUGUUGGAUCCUGUUCAGACAGGACUAGGGAUGUUCUGAAACAACCAAUUUCUUUGUCAAUUAAGCAGAAAUUUAAAGUCCAGCAAUGGUUAAUGAAUAACAAAGUUGAUUGCUCUAUAAUUGGCUGUAAGAAAAAGCAAAAAUCUGAAUCAGUGAAAAGAAAAGUGCAGUGUGAACUAGACACCCAUGGAGAAACAGAAAAUCCAUGAGUGCAUACAAAUGUGUAGAAGGUCAUUCAUUAUUAAGGAACUUGAGCGGCAGGAUUUUGGAAAGCCCCUACCUGAACAGAAAGUUAAAGUCAGAAAGUAGCUUAGUACAUUACCCUGGAGGCCUUCCUGCUUCUGACAAUGGCAGCGCAGAAUAUAACAAAAUAUCAGCACAGAGAAGGAGGAGAAGGAGAUAACAGAGUGGGAAUGAGGAAAUGGGAUGAGGAUGGGGAAUAGAAGCACAUUAAAGCCUCGAGGAGUGGCCUCAGGGGGCUUGAGGGGUGUCCUGUGCCAUUGCUGAAGGAGAAAUAUGUUGCAAAUAAUUUUUUUCCAAUCAGCCUUUCUCUCCUUUUGCCAUCUGCCAUCACGGAAAGUGGGGAGCGUUGUUCCCAGAAAGAUUCUCUUUUCAUGUUCUUAGAUUUUGAAUUUCAGAUUCAACCCAAAAAUAAAUAAAACAAAUAAUUGUAUUUAUUCUGGUGCACUAUAUUCUUCCAAUGUGAUGCAUUAUCUACUGUGAUAUAUGCAUUUAGAUGUGCAAUAGAUAUAGUCUUAGAUGCAAAAUACAGUUUUAACCCUCUUUGUAAUUUGUACUCUGCAAUACACAUAAUCUUCCAUGUAGCAUACAUUAUCUAUCAUGCAGCGUGCAUUGUUUUCCUGCAAAAGACAUAAUCCACCAUGAAACUUGCAUUAUCUGCCAAGAAUUAUACAGUCCCUACUGUGGUGCCAUAUGCACCAUCAACCAUGCAACAUGUAUUAUCUACCAUGCAACUGACAAUUUUUUACCAAGAAACGUACAUUAUUAGCCAAGAAACGUACAUACUGUAUCAUGCAAUGUACAUUAGCCAACAUGCAUAUUAUUUAGCUCUGUGAUGAACAUUAUCCAACAAAAGAAUCUAAUUUUUAUAGCGUCAUAUACAUUAUCUUGCAUUAUAUGCAAUCACUACCACGACCUAUAAACCUUUUACCAUUAUCUUUACAUAAUCUGUCAUGGAACAUACACAAUAUAACACUUAUUAUGCAUUUCUAAAGUGCAAUACACUUCAUCUGUCUCUCUUUUUAGCAUACAUUAUCUAACAUGAUUGACACAUUUUCCAAGACAGAGGUGCAUGAGGUUUAGUCUUAUGUUGUUUGCGAACGAUUUGUUCAAAAGAACCCAAUCUUUUUAAGUGAACGUACUGAACCGAAUCACUUCUUCGAGUGAUUCGUUUGUUUCUUCAGUUGAGCUGAAGUGAGAAACAUAAUUGCUAGACCAGCAAAUUGCCACCACAACAUCUUGCAUACAGUAGAACACAGCAUGUAACAAGUGGUGCAUUAAACCUGCAGCAUCCUAUCAUUGCAGCGGUUUGCGAGGGAACAGUGCAUGUUCAGUUUGAAUUCUUCCAAACGUUCAGUGAACGAAUCACUCUCUGACCCUAAUUUACCAAGCAGACCUGGUAAAAGCAUACCAUAGGACAAUACACUUAAAACAUCAUGACUUAUGAACAAGUUAAUUCUUACAAACCUGUUUGCCAGAGCAACACAGCCAAACAUUCCCGUCUCCUGGUCCCUGAAGCUAUGAAUUGAACUGAAUCCUGAAACGUUCAGCUGUGUAUCAGUUCAGGAGGUCGGAGCCACAGGCUCCUCCCGCUAAAUGAUUCAGUGAUUUGGUGAACGAACCUUUUGAACGAAUCUUUCUAGUGAACCGAUUCUAGUAAUUCAGUACAUCUGAAAGAACUGCCGUGCCCAUCACUAAUGGGGUUUCCUGUGUGAUAAGAUUCAGACUGUAAACAGGCAUGUAGGAGCAUGUUUGGCUGUAUGUGUUCGAUUGUGUCAUAUUACAUGGAGAUGAGUCAUCUGAGGGGCGUUAGUGGGGAGUUUUGAAGACCAGAUGUGAAUAUGAAAGUGUUAUUCUCCCUCAGGCUUGUCUGUUUGUUUUAGGUCAAACAGAAAUAGUAUGAGAAAAAAGAAUAACAAAUAUUACCAAGAGCUCAUCCAGCAAGUUUUUUUUUUGUAUGUGAAUAAAGAGGCAGAAAGGAAAACCCAUCUAAAAAAAAUCCAUCAUUUUUUUUUUCUACAACAGCAUGAUUGUUUUAGUUGUAAAUCUAAAGCUGCCAUGAGUCAACAAACUUGACAUUUUGUGUUGUUUAUUUUUGUACAAAGUCCCCAAAUCUUUGCCAACACCAGCUUAUCAGUAACAUUUUAUGUAACUAGUAAAUACAGAUCGGAUGGGAACUUGCCCAAGACCUUUUAAUCAGACUUGUUUUUUCCAGUAUUAAUUAGUUCUAUCAAACAGCAUCAUCGUUGUGAUAACUUUUAUUUGCUCGUAACUCACCUCCUUCUUGUCAUCGUUUAGCAUUUCGUCCACCGACAUAACCUUUAUUUAUCCUACAGCAGUCAGAUUGCUGAGAUUAGUGCAACAUGUUCCCAAGAAGUAUUUGGCCGGCACGCAGCAGGUUGCUAUGGUUACGGCUUGCCGUUGCCCAUCAGAUUGUGAAUGAUCGCCGCCGUUAAUGGAAGCGGGGCCGCGGCGGCUCAACUAAUGGCCAGCAACACACACACACACACACACACACACACACACACACACACACACAAACUCAGUGUUACGGACAGGUAAUGUAAGGGCAGAAUGCACACUCAUUCACACCCAUGUACACAUAUGCAUUGGAAAGUACACACUCUAGAAACCCACACGGACUCACACGGUAUCGCAAAAUGUCACCAAAACUUACACACUCGCAUAAUGAUACUGUUAAAUGAUUUUAACACACACAAAUGCACACUCUCUUAGCACUACUAGGCUUUACACUUCACAAGGGUGGCGCACGCACACACACACACACACACUGCUUUGCACCUUGAAGGCUUUUUCUGUAUUAUCGCAGACCUACUUUCACUGAGUCCCACUACUGUACUUAGAUCAUCGUGUGUGUGUGUGUGUGUGUGUGUGUGUGUGUGUGUGUGUGUGUGUUUAUCUGGUUCAGUUUGGCCCAGUUUCACUCUGAUCGUCCUUGAGCAGAAAACAAUGUUACACACACACGCACACAAUCCUGAGGUGCCAAAGUUUUGUUAUGUCUCAGACUCUGAAAACAGCUUUAAAGAGAGAGAGAGUGAUAGAGAGUGAGUUUGUGUGACACAGUUGCCGUUUGAUUUGUAUGCAAAACUGCACUACCAUUUGGUCACGCCCAACUGUGUGUGUUGAUGUGCCAGCUUGUGUGAGAAAUGUUUCAUGCGUCAUCAGUCUAGUCACAGCAGCACUGUUAUGUGGCAGCUCUGUCUGCUUCUCAGCCAUUUGUCGGAUUGCCACGCACACACAAACACAGAGUAAAAGAUUUAAUCAAAGCUUCUUGGCAUCAUGUAAUUUGGACUUUGAUGCAAUGACAUCAUUGCGAUUUUGGAGUCAGUCUCUCACAUGUCUGCAGCAGGGGGCCUCAAUCUUACCCCCGUGUUGUCCCGGUCACAAGGUCGUUCUGUAAUUUCUGAAAUGACCCUGAUUCGUCAAAAUUGGUUUCAUUCCUCACACAGUGGGGAGAAAAGGACGGAUCAGGGCUUACAGUUCAGCUCAGCGGCCUCAUUACAGAAAUUUGCUUAGUCUGACAUCCAAUCUUAACUCACUUUAGGACUUUCGGCUUACAGAAAAUCCUAUAUUAUGGAAAACUGAUGUACCCAAAUGUUGCAUAAACCCUGCUGCAUAUUGGGAAAAAAAAACAUUGCUGAUUUGAUGUAAAAUCUGCAGGAAAUUAUACCAGACAAAGUCAGCAUGCCCUGUGUGAUUAUACGCUCUUAAAAUGUGAUUAUCAUGCCUUUCUAUCUGCUCCAAUACUGAUCUCAAACACUGAGAGGGAGCUGAUCCGGGCUGAUAGGGAAUCAGCAAUCUGACCCACAUAAUUAAACGUCAGCUGUUAUAAACGGGCCUCAAUUUUCAGCAGGGUGCAAACGCACAAACUUGGUAAUAGCAACCCUGUGGCUGAAACGUCAGCAGUGUGAAAAUAUUUCUAACCAGAGAGCUAAAACGAUCCGACAGCCCCUCGCAACAUAUGCAGUAUGAUUGUGUGGCAAAUUGGUAGAAGUCAAGCUGCGUUCAAUACAACCAGUUUGAUCUGAUUAACAAAGGUGCAAAUGGGAAAAUACAGUGUGCAGCUCUGUUAUCAAAGUACAAGUAAAUACUUGAUUCUGAUUGGUCAAAACGCCAUAUCAGCCUGAUCACUUACUUCAUAUGUGAUUGAUCCACUGAAUGAAGUCUAACUUUUGUCUAAAUGGCAACAUAGAGAAGAUUUAGGGUCCUGCUCACCCUGUCAGUAUCCUAUUUUUCAUAACCACCUAUUUACCUUAAAAGGUACCUUACCUUAAAAUAACCCAUACAUGACAUAUAUAUAUAAUGCUGCGUUCCAGUUACCUUGGAAGUCGGACUUCCCGGGGGGGAAAUGACGUUACAUCUGAGUUGACGGUGUUCUAGUUAACAAGUCAGAAAACCAAGAUGGACGCCUACUGUUGGCCUUGGUUAGCUGCUGUUUACAAUUGUCAGCUGUCGUUAGCUGUUGUCAGCUGUUGUUAGUUGUUGUUAGCUUUACCAGUUGUAAACAACGUAUAACACAGUAUUUUACUCUAACAACCACCAUAGCACCGUGUUUACAGUUAGACGUUGGGCAGUACAACAUAAACCACUUGUUUAAUUUCACAAAAACAAAACAGAAGUGCUAAUAAAUAAAACAUUACGAGAGCUUUCACUGUUACUCUUUACUGUUGAUGCACUGCGCUGCGCAUCGAGUCAGGAACUUUCCGACAACAAGGAACUAGGGCUGGGUGUUAAAAUGACAGUGAUAUGUAUUUUAAAAAUGUAUUUCUAUCGAUAUCAAUAUAAAACAUAGUCAAUAUGCUUUUUGAUAACCGGCAUUCUGCCAUGUGUUGGUAAACUUUACGAAUAGCCAAUAAAGGGGAGUUGCUCCGAAUCGCGUCGCAUUGAACCAUUCAUGUGCUGAAUUAGAACCAAGUAGCAAACAACUGCGUAGUAGCAGGCUGCAGCUACAUGCAACCAUGCAAUUUAACACGUGAAGCCGACAGCACUGUUGGUGAGAAAAAAAGAAAAUGAGUGCUACCCCCGGCAGAAAUGCAGAUGAAUGCUCAACAGAUGAUGACAUCGUUGACAAAACUGGCACUAAAACGUUGGUGGUGUGGAGGUAUUUUGGUUUCCUGAGGUCAGACAUGAAUCAGAGUAAUGUGCACUGCAAAUUAUGCCGAUUACAUGUUAAAUUUCAUUUAAGAGUAACAACGGAAAAUUUAAGAUUGACAAGUGAUUUUUUUUAGUAUCGUUACAUAUAUUGAUAUCGAAUGAUGUGAAAAAAUAUAUUGUGAUAAACUUGUUCCCAUAUCGCCCAACCCUAACUGAAACGCAGCACAAGGCUAUGUAAUGAGGUCAAACAUAAACAGCAGACAUACAUACAUACAUGUGAAUGAAGGAACUCAGGAUAACUACUUAACUGACGGCCCAUUGUGGGUCUGUUUUGAUGGGAUAAUGUAUACACAUAAAAGGAUGCACCAUACAAAGCAAAGUAGCUGUGUGCAUAGACUUCUUUGUAUUUCCUGUGGUUGCCUGGCAACCUCGCACUGACAUCAUAACCACAACUUUAAAAACAGUUAAGCACCUCUGUUCCACCACUCCUUGUCUUUACUCUUGGCAUGAAACGUUUCCUCGACCUCAUACUUAAAGUUAUUCAUACAGAGCCGACUGGUUUGACUGAUGUGAUCCAUUCACUCCCUGUAACCUUAAGUCCUGCUGCACUGUCACUGACCUGCUGCUUUCAUUCACACACUCAUUCAGUGUUUGUGUACGUUCAUCUAUGAUGACGUGAGCCGUGAUUAAAUGAUUUUGCAGUCUAUUGAAUGACUGUUUUGUUGUUUCACAGCCCUGCUAACACCUGCUCUCCUGGGCAUGACGUGUAUUUUUUCUGUGCGUGAAAGAGAUAGAGCCGCUGGGAAAGUUUCAGUAGAAGGACAAACAAGUAUGAGCGUGUUCAUCUGUGUGUGUGAUGAUGAUGGAAAUUGUAGCAUUGCCAAUAACCAUCAACAAAAGAACCUAUAGAGGCAGCAGCAGCACAAAAACAUGCUCUCUAAUACUCGCAAGAGGCUUGUUUGUAGUGAUACAGUGAAAACAACAGCUGCAGAUUUAUCCCGACUUUCUAAAACAAACAUCCAAAUCUCCGUCAUGGAAGAAGAUUUGCUCGCUAAUUACUUGUUUUUCUGUCUGUGAGCCACACUGGGAACAAAGAGCUACAUCUUUGGACAGUGGAGCUCCAAGGCUCUUCAGUAUGAUCCACUCAGCUCUCAAUAAAAGGACUGUGAAGGUAAAUUCAGGUGAUAAGUCUCUAUACUAAUGUUAGUUUUGAUUGGCUGUUCGAUAAAGUGGGGUACACACAUAAGGAUUUUUGAUCUGUUACAGACCCCACACAUGAAGAUAAAAAAUCAGACAUUGAACAGUUUUGCUCCGAUAAUCUCAACACAGCACACCACACACGAAAUGAUUCUGUUCCACCACUGAUCUAGGAUCUAGUCCUCGAAGACCGAGAAUCUCGCGUGAUAAAAUGUGAUCUAUCUUCAAAUGAAGAAGAAACAUAGCAACAACUGGGAAACAAAAGACGCAACAUGGAAGAGGACACACAAGAGGAGGGAAUGAUGGUGGUUUUGGGAGUAUUUUUGACAGGAAAAUCCUGUUCUAAAUUCCGUACUCCUGUAGGCCAUGCUUUAUUUUUGUUCGCUUUAUUUGGUUCCUUGUUCCUCAGUCAGCUCGCUUCUUGAUUGGCUAUAUUCCAUUUCACGUGACAAUUCACAGAGUCAUGACUCUGGAGUCGUCGGCUUUCCCCACACACGUGAAGAUUUUUGGUCGGAAAUAUUAAACAAGUUUAAUAUUUUCGAUUGUUGGCCGCGGCACGUUUCAGACCCAAUCAUCGGAAUAAAUUCACUCUUAAUACACCUCAGACCACAGGAUUAUCUUAUAGGAUAAUCUUAGAAGACAUAAGAUAAUCUUCUGAUUGUCGUCCUUGGUCGGAAGGGGGAAAAACACUUGAUUAUCUUUAUGUGUGUACCCCGCUUUAACCAGCAUGAAUUUGAUUGGUCAAAACGCAUAUGCAGGCAGGUGAAUGUAUGAAAACGCUGAUUCAAGUCAGCUUCUUCAAAAGCUUCUUCAGUCUUUCUGCAGUAUUUUCCAUUAGUUUUGGGGUCUGAUUGCUCAGGGUGCGACAGCUGCUCCUGGAGUGAAUUUGAUGUAUCAGAGUGCAGGACAACAAAUCACCUGUCUUUUCUUUGUACCUUACGACUUCACAAAAACUCUACAAAAAAAGGAACGAAGUGUCCAGUUACUCAACCAAAUCCAUUUCAAAUAUAGCCAAUUCAGGGGAUAGUUAAUUCUUAUCAAUUCUGAUUCCAUUAUUGAGACUCCUUAAUGAUCCAAGUCCUUAUCAAUACCAUUAUUGAGUCUUUUCUUUACACAAUUGUUUACAGACUUUUUGCCAGAAUCUGACAUUGAAACACAUCAUGAUAAUGUUUUUUUGCCUGAUUAGUUUUGUGAAAUUGAUACUAAAAUACCUCCCGUGUGUUUUACCUGUGCUAUGGUAACCUGUCAGCAGGAGGAGGUGAAAUCACUGACUGGGUUUAUUCUGCCCUUUAAUUUGAUAUGACUGGUCUGAUCCGGCUGGUUGUAACUGUUGUUAUUGGGUUUUGACCAUUCAGUGAGAAAAGAUGGGUAAUAUGAAAUAUAGACAGUAUAUAUAAAUGCUAGAUUUACCUGAAAACCUCAUAUUCUUGCUCUCCCUCUGGACAUGUAACCUUUUCUCUCUGGCCUGAUAUAUCCUGUAGGAGCUCUUCAUUUCAUCAAAUCCAAUUCUCAGCUCACAUCAGUCCUUCCACUCCAGGUAUUAGAGCCUCGGACCUCCAACAUGGCCUUUAGCUUAUCAGGUCAUGUCUUAUAAUCUUCAGCUUUUGAACAGAAAAAGAAGAGUGAGGGAAUUCAUUUUCAUUUGGUCUCACUUUCUCUUACAUCUGGUAUUAGUUUUUUAACACUCUGCUGUACAGACGAUAUUCACCAACGAUGUACGGAGGAGGAUUUAGACUGACUUUGCAGGUGGAGUUUGGUUUGUGUAGCUCAGCUUUAUCUAAGUCAAGCUUGUGUGUUUUGUUUUUGCCCUAGUUGAAUCUAUAGUAGGUCAUCCAUUAUGUUCGAGUGUGUGUGAGUGUGUGUGUUUGAACAGCUAGGGGAAUUUCUAAGGAUGCAGAAGAAAUCUGCUGAGUCACCUCCUGCUCCAUCAUUGUCAGAGUAAUGCUCUGCUGUUUAAUUAAACUGUUUAUGUGAUUUUAUGAUACACACACACAGUAAAGAACGAACUAAAGCUGAAGAUGAGUCCAGAGUUGUUAAAGAUGUGAUGUGAGAAUCCACUGGAUAUGAUCUCUAACAAGCCACGGUUUCUCAUUCAACAUUUCAUCUUUUACUGUACUGACCCUGAAACAAGAUGUUCACUUCUCCCUUUGAGUGCAUUUGAAAAAAACGGGAUCAUCCAGUUUGAGGACGUAGACCUUCGAACACCAACAUUUGUUCACAAGAGCGAAUGGUGCCACUUUAUCCUUGAUUCCAGUCCUAUUAUAUUUGGAGAGUAAAAAAAAAAGGACAAGUACUUCACAAACAGAGAAAAAGCCUGCCGUUAUUGUUAAGUGAAACGUUGACUGUAAGAGACCUUUCUUUUUACAUUUCUCUUUUUUAUUAGAGUUAGAUCAACAAGAAAAAUAACAAUUAAAUCCACUUAAAGGUGGGGUAGGCAGGAUCUGAAGAAGGGACAGUUUUGGGGAGAAAUCUUGAACAUAAACACGAUCAGGCCCCGCCCACAAACAGACGCUCCUGCUCGCUCGUAUCGUUUCAAUUAAAUUCAGAUAUAAUGCAGAUAAAUACUUCAGAUAAUUACAAAUGGGGCCCAGUCAACCUGAAAGUAAACAGCAUUGGUGCGACUGUAGAUGCCAACAGACUAGGAUAAAGUGACAUAGUCCAGGACCCGAGGCUACAACACGCAGCAGGUCCCGUUUGACAAAAACACUUCUGUUACAGACACUUGACUUACUUUGUUAAAGCAGUUUACCUGUCCAGCAGAAAGGCUACAGGGUCCGUAAGAUCCUGAAGCGUCCCCCGUCAUUGUUGACCCGGCUUCUUAGCUCUUGUCCGGGUGGUCUACGUCCUUUUAAGCACCCGUUAUUCCUCCAGAGUCUCCGGUAUUUACUUAGUUUUCUUGCUUGUGUUGGCAGUCGUGGCCAAAGGAGGAUUUGGACAAUUUUCUCUACUUUCUGGUUGGAUUGUACUGUCUGAUAUUGUAGCACUUUGUUUACAGUCAGAAAGAGAAAGAGAAAUGUUGACUACACAGACACAACAAAACACAGCAAUAUCGUUAUAUUCCCAAAAUGUCAUCAAUGACUAAUAGCUAUUGACUGAUAUUAAAAGCUUUUUUGUAUAUACACCACAAAAAAAGAUGCUCCUUUAACAGAUUCCUGCCUAUCCCACCUUUAAAUGAAUAAUAAUAGCCAGCUGUCACUCACAACAACAAAAUCAAAGGAAUGAAAGAUGGAGAGAAUUUGUGCCUCAGCAGGAAAAUAAGACAGGUCAAUUAGACACCUAAUUCAUGAAACGGUGUCGAUGAUUUGUCUUAACUCAAUAUCCAGUGAAGUUAUAGAUUUGGAAGACUGUGGCAUCCCCAAACUGGUUAUUACAAACCAUCCAAUAAGAAGCUACCAUUGCAUUAAUUGUUGUCAGUGAAGGGCUGCAUAAUCUCACAAACAAGCCUACAUAUUGAGUAAAAUAGAAUAAUACAUUCUGCACAGAUAACAAUCAAAAAACACACACAUGCACAACACUGGAUUACCAAGUAUUCCCCCCACCAUGCAUACGCUGAUGCUCAUCUAACCCAAGCUGUUUCCAUGGAGAUAAAUGUAAACAGAAGGGAAGUCUCCUGAUAUCCUUGUAGUGGUCAGGGCUGUUGCCAUGGUAAAUCCAUACCUCGGUGGCCGUGUUUAUGUGUCCGUGUGAUGUGAGCACACAAAGCGGACAGAAAUCAUCAUCAUCCUUCCCUUCUUUGCCCUGCAGCCCCUCCCAUUUUCCACUGAAUUAUACACAAACGCACACAGACGCCGGUUUGUUUAGUUGUACAGAUCGCUGUAAGAGCAGUUCUGCAAACAGAGUAUAUUAGAUUUUAAGGCACGUAUCUCUGUUGAUGAAAAAAACAAACAAGCAGCAUCUUGUCACCAGACUCAUUUUUAGGACGAUUUUUGCAGUUAGUACACUUUGAAGAACCAGCCUUAUGUUGACCAUCACUUAAGAGAGAUUUUACUUCCACAGCAUACUGACGUCUGGUUCUUGAAUGGUCACAUUUUUACUAUAAUUGAUGCAAAUCUGCUACUCUUUUGCAUUUCCUUUUACCACCUAAUUGUCUUGACUGUUUGGAGGUGGUUUUAUCUAAUGGUUGCCAGUCAAUGGGGGUUGGUCGUUUGGUUAAUGGAUUGUCACUCAUCAGGUCUGUUGUUGCUAUGGUCUUGAUUAGAGGAUGCAUGCAUUUAUAUUGACAGUUUUUAUAUAUAGAUGUUUUUGGUCUGUGGAGAUGUGAACGUUUUUCAAAUGGCCUGACUUCAGCUCAAUCAUGCUGACACAUACGAUCUAUUUGUUGCAAGUUCCCAUCCAGCUGCAUGACUAAGAAGGCUGCUCAGGUGUAAUUACACAGUCUUUAAUCAUUCGUUUAAGAACAUUUCACAGCUUCAGCUCCUACAAAAUUCAGCUGCACGCAUGCUGACGAAGACCAGGAAGAGAGCCCACAUCAUGGCAAUUUUAAAAUCUCUGCACUGGCUACCUGUGUCUUUUAGAGUAGAUUUUAAGGUUCUUUUAUUAGUUUUUAAAGCUCUUAAUGGUCUUGGUCUUUCUUAUUUGUCUGAUUUGCUUUUACCACAUGAGCCUGGUAGAGCCCUCAGGUCUUCAAGUAGUGGUCUUUUAAUUGUUCUUAAAGUAAAAACAAAAACAUACAGUGAAUCAUUAUUCAAACAUUACACUCCCUAUUUGUGGAACAGCCUACCUGCAGACCUGAGAGUGACACCAUAUUUUUAAAAGUAAACUAAAGACCUACCUCUUUAGUCUGGCUUUUAGUUGAAUUUUGUUUUAAUUUUUUAAUCUGCAUUAUGUGAUCUUACCCUAUUUUAGUCCUAGAGUAACUAUUUUGAAUUUUAUUACCUCUUUUUUUAAUUUACUUUCUUCUAUUGUUUGAUUUUAAGACUGUUUUAUUCAAUUAACUUUUAAGGCUUGAUCACCUUUAUUAUAUUUUAUCAUGGUUUUAUCGUUUUAGUCAUAGAUUCAGUGUUUCCUCAUUUCUUUUAACUCAAGAUAGCGAUUCCUCAGUCAUUUGUGGCAAGUUGAGGAGGCCUAACCUGGUCUUUUGUGUAUGCAUCUGUGGGUGUGUGAGUGCUGUAUGUGUUGAAUGGGGGUUGAGAGGGCAGGUGGGGUUUGGUAUUUGUAAUUUCAUUGAUUUUAUUUCAUUGUUUUUAAUAUCCUGGACAGCGUAAUAUGUAUGAAAAGCGCUUUAAAAAUAAAGUUUUAUUGAUUGAUAUGACACCGCUAUGAAACCACCACUCGCUCCUAACCCCUGCAAAUGUUGCAUAUAUGUCUGCAAAUUUGAAGUCAGUCCCACACAUUUAACCCAUUCGAUGCUCCCCACUGUUUUCGUUGCCACCAGUAUGCGUUUUUGCACCUUUGCAAACAAAACCUACAUGUGACAGCAGCCCCAAAGAGAAGCAGGUCUUUUUUUUUUGGUUUCUUGAACGGUGACAUGGACGUCAGUUUCUUUUUGAGGGCUUACAGCGCUCAUCUUGAUUCAUCUCUUUGAAUGUUUGCAAUCACUGAGAUGUGACCUGAAGAAAUCUCAACCUACAAGCUCUGGUUCAUGUUUUUCUGUUAAUGUUUAAUGUCGUCCUACGGAGCUCUGCGUGCGUGUUCCAUCUGUUGCUGUCUCGCUGGUGGAGUUGAGCCCAUUCUUCUCACCAUAUGGACAAUGGGUUGGAUUACAGAGACCUGAUCCCCGACACCGUAUUCUGGUCUGGUGUCUGUUUUGAGGGGUUGUUGAGGUUAAAAGCACGGAAAAUUGCACAGGCAUUUUUAUUUCUUUUUAGAGCCCUAUCUCUCCCUCUCUCUCUCUCUCUCUCCCUCGCGUUGUCAUCUUCUCCUGUCAGAGCCAUGGUGAGAAUACGGACUAUAAUUGGCACUUAAUUGCUGCCGUAGCAACAGUGCUAUUUAAACCUACGUGCUGUGAUACAAAGGCAUAUAGCGCAUGCACACACACACAUUCACAGAAAGAGGAAAGAUGACCCACAGAGAAAAAGGGGUCUUAGCUCUCUUUCUCUGAUUUCACUCCGAGUGUGUUAAUGUUUUCCCACCUUUUGUAUGCAGACUAGUUAUGCUGAGUGAGAUUUCACUGUGUGUGUGACAACAGUCCAGUGCUUUUAACACAGCAGCUGCAAUAAAAAUCCUUACCUGUUUUGACUUGUCUCCCGUUGCUAUGGUGAUUCAGAUUAGUGGUGUCCCAACUGCAGGUAAAACAACAUGUCCUGAGAUGAUUCUGGAGGAGAUGGUGUGAGAAUAUGAAGGACGGUGAAAGAAGAGUGUCCCGUCCUUCACAGUCUGGUUCAGUGCUUUGGCUGAAGGCCGGAGUAUUGGGGUUGUGAUGCGUACUAGCUACCUUGUUUGUCCUGCUCUCCAGAUGGUUAUCUGAGGGAUUUGAGGUCGUGGUGGUAAGACACUCAAGUACAGGAUUGGUAGUCAACAUAUUCAGUGAUCGUUGAGCUUUCUCUACAGCAGCAGCUUAUGUUUGUUCAGAAAGGGUGUUAUUGGUUUGACUUUAUGCUGAAAUGUGCACGAGGGAAUUUUAUAUCAGGACUCGAUCACCUUUAACAUGUUUAAAUCCUGUGUUCCCUCUGCUCGUAGAUCCACUGCCAUAAAAACGCCAACAGCGUUUUAUGAUCUCUGUAGCCGGCUCAGAAUUACCAGGCAAAGGUUGUAUCAACACCAGAGGCAGCUGCGUUUGAACAGCGAUGCAGCAGUAAUGUCGCUUCAAAUGUGUUCAAAAAUUGGAUGUGUUGCCUGCAGCAUGCUAGACCGCUGCCCAGCAGUGCGAACAGGCGUACCUUUAAGGUUAGCGCCUGUUAAACCCAGUCACAGCGUCUCCUAUCUCCUCUUCUCUAUGCAUUGUACUGUUAUUAUUUCUUUCUGUCUUUGCGUUUCCUCUCCCCUCUGGCUUCUUCUUUUUAUGUCUCCCGGUCAAUCGACUGUGUUUCAGAAACUGGUCCAUCUCUCCACUGGCUUAGAGAAAAAGACACGGCAUUCAAGAGAAAGAUCUUUUCAUUCUUAGCACAUAACGAUAGUGGUGCAUGCGUGUCGAAGGGUCCGUGCCUUUUCAGCUCGGAGAUGCCGGCAGUUUGGUGAAAGAUAAUCGUCUUUGUCCAUGAUCUGUGAUAAUCAGCUGCUCUGCCGCGUGGACGUGUGUGUGGUGUGUGCGCCUGUGUGCGAGAGUCCAUUCAGACCCAGGCGCUUUGAUUAAACUGCCGGUUAUUGAUCUCACAGGGGCAGACCUACAGAGCUGACAUUAUUGCUAUCUGCAUGCACGCGUGUGUGUCUGUGUGUGUGUAACUCAAAGGUAUUCAGAGAGCUUUCCUUUUUUUAAUAACAGCUCAUUCAACUCAGCUUUAAGUUCCUGGAUGAUUUUAGUUUGGGGUUCAUUUCCAUCAUUAUAAUUAUGAUAUAUAAGAAGGAUAAACGCUUUUAUCGCCAAAAUAAGACGUGUGUAAUCUUCACUCCCUUCGUAAAACCCUCAAACCCUGAAGAAGAGCCCUUUGUAAGAUUAAGACUUAGAGUAUCUUAUGUAAUUCAAGUUAAACAAGUGGUUAAUGCUGGGUUAAAGAUUACACUUGCAGGAAGGAUAUUUACGGUUGAUCCUGUCAUUUCACAGACUUAAUUAAUGUCAAUUCCUCAGUACCUGACUACUGUCUGAGCCAACAGUUGAGUGUGAAUGGACUCUGGUGUAGAUAGAUGCAGUUAAAUGAAAACGUGACCUCUUUAAAACCCCUCAUUUUGUCACUUUCUCAGCUAAACAGAGAUAUAAACUACUAAACAAUGUCCGUUUAUAAGCUUUUAUUUAACUAGAUCAUCUGUCGAGGUUUGCAUGAAGGAGUUGCAGUUGUGAUAUUACCGGGGCCCAAACCUGGUCCUCAUGAUAUUAUUAUUCCUAAUACAGAGCAAAUCAGCAUAAUGAGCAAUCAGAACACAUGAACCGUAAAGAUUAGCCGGUCAUCAAUCAUGGCACGUGUUCUCUGGGUUGGCUUUUUGUGCAUGAGUGUGUUGGAGAUAAUGAGAAAAAAAGCUGGGUAUCAUCUGCAUAGCAGUGAUAUGAGAAAUUGCAAAGUUGAAGAUUUUCGCACUUAGACAUGUGCCAAUACCUUCAAAACGGUAAGACGCUAACAGAAAGGAUGCAUUAAAACUAAGUCCUUAUGAACAGUGUAUGGGUGACACCUAAUGCCUAAUUGUAACCACAGUGAGAGCAGAUAACAGAUUAAAAAUCAACCCCAGAAGUAGGGGUGUCCUGGAACAACUUUUUGACUACCGAUACUAUACCAACAUUGUAGCCUUCAAUAUUGACCGAUACCGAUAUUGGUCCGAUACUGGCACAAACUUGGGCAUGACAAGUUUUUCACUCAGCUGCAAUGUCUUUUUCGGACUUUAACGAAAAAAUACUGCCACACAGCCGACAUAACUCCUACUCCUUGCUACUUUGCUCUGCAUGCUGGAUCAGGGCGCUGCUAGCUAGAGGUGCAGGAGUUGAGUCUGGAAUGGACUGCUUGAAAUUGGAGUGCUGAUACUGGAGAUUUUAAAUGCAGGCCGAUAUAAUCCAGUAUUUGUUUUUUUGCUGAUAUCGGACCGAUAUCCAAUAUCCAAUAUCCAAUAUCCGAUAUCAAUAUCGUAUCGGGACACCCCUACCCAGAAGUAAAGGCUGUGGUAUCAUCAGCAUCAAACAAACUGGGCCAAACUCACAAGAAUCACAAACACAGCUGCAAAAAUCAUUGGUCUCCACGCACCCAACCUCACAGAACUAAACAACAGGUCCAUCACUCGCCUAGCAAACACCAUAGUACAGGACAUCCCCUACCCACUACACCAGUACAUCAUCCCACUGCCCUCAGGGUGCAGGUACAGAUCGAUUAAGUUUAGUAGCCGCCCUGAACAGCAGGCCCCGCUGAUCUGUCUGCCUGUCACUGUAUUGUUAUUGUCACUGUUGUUUACUGUCAUGUCGGCUGAAUACUGUUAUUGUCUGUGGUGUCCAGCGUUGUCUCCUUGUAAUGUACAAUCAGUGACAAUGAAUUUCCCCACGGGGGCCAGUAAAUACAUCUAUCUAUCUAUGAGGCCAGUAGAGGAAGUGCGGUAACCCUUUCUUUUACGGUACCCUUAUUACCAGGUAAUUAACAGGUAAUUACUUAGUAACAAGAUGAAAUUAUCUGGUAAUUACAUGAUAACUACAAAGUCAAUACUGUCUAGUUUGUCUUUUUUUCUCUUUUCUCUGUGCAGCUCCAUUUUCAAAAGCUAUUUGGGGUUCUUAUUUUCUAUGAUCGACAUUUGAUACAGCCUAUGGGCGUGCGAAGAUUGUGUAGCGAUACGCUGUUUGAGCCGAGCAUUAUCACAGCGACUCACCCGCCUAAUGCGUACAAUGCUACCGCGCAAGUGGUGGUUUAAGGAAGCGGAGAAAAUCCUGGAAAUACCAGAGCAAUUCGGCUUUCAAAUUUGUAUGAUGAUGGAAGGUUACCUACCUGGUAGCUAGACAGUAUUGAUUUAGUAGUUAUCGUGUAAUUACCAUGUAAUAAUCAUGUUGUUACUAGGUAAUUACCUGUUAAAUACCUGGUAAUAAGUGUACCGUAAAUGAAAGCCAAAGAAUCAGAAAAUUUGACUGAAAACUGUUAUUUAGAGAAGUUAAAAGUUGGUGAAAGUAGCUUUUCUCAUAUGCCGUCCACCAUUAUAAAUAUGGCGUAUUAUUCAAAAGUUUAACCUUGACUUCAAAUAAAUAUUUUCAUAUAAAAAAGAAUAAUCCGUCAACUUUACAGGAUGAAUCUGCAGUAUUUCUAUGACACUGAGUAACCUUGUCGGGUACUGUCAGUCUCCAUGUUAAAUGUGUCACUGUCACCUUGUCAGCCUAUUCUAGUCUCUGCCUUUCUAUCUCUCUCAUGCAGUAUGCGUGUGUGAAUGUGUGUGUGUGUGUGUGUAUGUGUGAGACAGACUGCAUCACUGCUGGAUAUGCUCUUGAUGGAGAAAAACACACACAUGCAAACACCACUGCUGCCAAUAUGCUUUGUGCGCGGCGCACCAUCAGGAGCGUGACUGACACAAUAACGGCGCUUCUUACGGGAGGAAGCACAAUCAUUGUUGCCGUGGGUAACAGCAAGUCAACCCCAACGUGCGCACACAUGCACGCAAAACUGUGCAGUUUGUGAAGUCAGCUGCCAGAUGUUAUACAAGCCCCCCUCAGGUCUCUGUGUGUGUGUGUGUUUGUGUGUGUGUCCAUGGCAGGUAAAGAAAUUCAGGUUCGAUGAAUUGUGAAGUGAGCCGUGCUUUGUUCCUGCUGUUGCUGUGUGUGUGUUUGUCUGAGCCUGUUUGUGUAUUUGUGGAUCUGCAUAAGUGUUCUUAUGAGAUCCACUUUGCCUCCAUUCACAUUUGCGUUUCACACAGACACUCACAUACGCACACACGAACACACGCUAUCUCGCUCGCUCUCUUCUGACCUUUUUCUCCAAUUCAGAACUGCUCAGCUUCAUUUUUUCCCUUCGCCUCUUCCCACCAUUCAGACGUUUUUAUUCAGCAUGAAUGAACAGUGUGUAUUCAUUUGUGUUUGUGUGAAAAUGCUUUUUUCCUGUAUGUGUUUACUUAUUGUUCAACAAUUGUUGCUAUACAAUUAUUGACAUGCAGACUGGGAGGACGUUGACGACAGCUGCUGUGGAUCAUGUGGAGCAUUUGUCUUGUUUGUCUGUGGUGGUUUAAAUACACAGCUGCUGUGGAUUGUCAGGAUUUCUUCGAUGCAGUGUGGUCAGGUGCAAAAGCGGCGGAUCUGCACCUUGGAUCUGGAGACACUUGGUCGAAAGUCUGAAGCCAGUGGCGAAUUUUACAGAUAUUCUGAGAGUGCAGCAGUGAGGCGGUAAGGUGAGCUGCUUUUCUUUCUUUUCAUGGGCUCAGGAGAGUGGAAAUCUUCACAUGAAAUGCUCCUCAGCCACACCAACGUGUAACCUAGACUGGCCUUGUGAGUGUGUGUGUGAGAAAGCAGCGACACACAAAGCGUUCAAAUGCAGGGUUAAGUCAAGCUGAUGUGUUUAUGUGCAUUUUAAAAGUCCAGUUUCAGUCGAAAUUGAUUUUUCUAAAACCUACUGAGACACAGCAGGUUAAAAUAGGUCCGUCAGCAGAUAUUAGACGUUCCAUUUUUAAACAAAGAAAUAGGGCUGGGCGAUAAACUGAAAAUUUAAAGUUACUGAAAUUUAUGACACAGUUAACAUGGAGACUGACCGCACCGGACAGGGUUACUAAAUGUCACACUAGAAAUACUGCAGAUUCAUCCUGUAAAGUCGACAGAUUAUUCUUUUUUAUAUGAAAAUAAUUGCCUGGAAAUCAAGUUUGAACUUUUGCAUAAUACCAAGGGCUGGAAGAUAAACUGAAAAUUUACUGAUACUGAAAUUUAUGACAAAAACCAUUGUCAUUUUGCCCAUGUCAAUAUAUUCAGUGUCAAAUAAAUAAAUAAAAGUUGGUUUUGGAUGUGUGUAGGUAGGCUAUGGUCUCAUGUCCCCAUCCAGUCCGUAACAAAGAGGGAAAGACAGGUGAGGAGAUGGAGGACGACUCUGAAGUUGUAUCAGCUGGAGCGGCGGCUGAAGUAGACAAAGUUAAUGUGGGAGGGGGUGAGCAGCUUGUGGAGUAGUUAUUGUCCAUUUAUCGUUAUCGAGGUGAACCGCUCAAUACAUCGUGAUACUGAUUUGAGGCCAUAUCGCCCAGCCCUAAGCUACACGCAGUGCAUUCACAUGCACAGUUAAGGCAAGCUGAUGUGUUUACAUGCAAGUCAAGUUUCAGUCUAAAUUGAUUUUUUUAAACCUACUGAGACACAGCGGGUGAAAAUGAGUCCAUCAGCAGAAAUAAGACGUUAUGUUUUUAAACGAAGAAAGCAAAAACAGCUUUUAGUCACAGACGGAAACACUCAUUUGUUAUUGUUCCUGCGCGCUGCUUUAAACCAGUGUGCCUCUUAUGUCCUGAUGUUGUGGUCAUUCUCAGAAGCAGCGAUGUUAAACACCAUGAGACAAAGGAGAAAUCUUGUUAGCAACCAGGUCCACCUCAUAAAUCUCAGAAAAUAGACUGAAUACGAUCUCAGUAGUAUGAUCAGCCCUGACGCAAGAGAUAUCUCCUUAAAGUUGCAUGAAUAAUAAGUUUAAACAUCCUUUCACUGACUCAAGAUACAAAAGCGUUUAGCAGUUGUUCCUCUUACCGCUUCAUGAUGCAUUAUCGCUACAUUAUUUCACACCUCUAAUUAAAAUCCCCAAUUUACUGUCAAAAAAACAAAAGCAACCACAGCUGCAAUCUGCCCACCUGUGAUAAUGAAUAAGAGCCGAAGCUGUGAAAAUGCGGCGCCUCUGCGUGCCGUAAUCACAAUUCUGCUGCCGUUAUAGCCGAACAGUUGUCUCCUAUAGAGUGCGGAUGCUUGUUGGCGGUCGCAGUGAAAUCAUCGGAUAGUUUCUGUGUUUGAUGUUUUUCCACCAGACAUAAUGUGUUUGUUUUCCAAAGCUACAACUAAAGGAUAAUUAGGUUUACGCGGGAGAGGAGUGUAGUUAUAAUGAAAGCUGGGUUUAUGUAAUGGCAGCUGGAUAUUAAAAAAAUCAUGUACGUAUCAUUUCCCCCUGAGAAACAUGAAUGGAAAACUCCAGCUGUGUGUGUGUGUGCAUGUAGUAAAGUCGAGCAACAAUGCAAAGAGAGCAGCCUUGUUUUGCCUUCCAUUGACGUCACAAAACCCCUCUAACAGCCGCUAUCAGUGCAAGCAGGUGUCAGAUCCGUGUGCGCGUGUGUUGCAAUUGAAGUGAUCUGAUCUUGUACGGCACAGCCCACCUUGAUCUCCAGGGGCAACCGGCACUAUGAACACUUGUCACUGUAAAAGAUGUGCGGAGCCCGAGAUGGGAGACAAAGAGAGACUGACUGGGGGGGAGAAGGGGGAGUGAGAAUAAAUAGAAAUACCUUCUGAGUGAGGGGAGGAAACACCAGGAGAAAACCGCAGAGGGAAGACAGAGACAGACUCUUUUUCUCACCGCCUUUACAGCCGUGACGGUGCGAUUGAGCUCUUAAGGCCGGGCGGACUUGUGGCAGAUAGGCGGCCUGUCAAAUGUGCUUCACUUUGGAGGACUCGAGGGCUUUCUGCAUGGCUGCACAUGCAUAUUGGCGUGAUAAAAAAAAGUCAUUCACAGCUCCCCUGAAGGAGACUUGAACACAUCACAACUGCACUCAAGACAGUGCACACAAAUGAAACAGUGAAUGCAAAACUUGCACACACACAGUCAAGCAGUUGACUAUAUGGAAGUAAACCGGAUUUUCAGAGGCAGGAAGGUUCGUGAGAUAAAGCCAUGUUUGCUGCUUUUAGCUCUAUGGAGUAAACUGUAUACAAACUAGGAAAGUUGUGGUCGUUUUAUUAUCUAGUUGUAUAGAAUUAAAGGGAUAUUCCAACGUACAAUUAAGUUAGGGUCAAACACACCAUAACACUAAAUAGACACCCCGUCGAGAGAUGAAUGUUGCUCAAAUAAUGCUCAGAACAGCACCUAACUUCAUCAACAGUACAUAUAGGGUCCUAGCCAUAGUAUUAGCCACCAAACAUCUUUUUAACUUUGCCUAAUUUCUUUAGCAAAGAGACUAAACACAAGUCAGUGUCUCUCUUCCAGCAGCCGCUUGUUUGUAGCAAGACCUCAGGUGAGUCCAAACUGGCUGCAGUGGGGUGACGCAGCUAAAGGAAGAACAUUUAUGAUCAUUUCUUUAUCAUUUCCUUGCACUAAUAAUCAUCAUAUUAAUCCUUUUGUACUGCAGACGCGGUAGUUCUUCUGCCUUAGCGUCUCAGUCUGAUUGCAUUUCCAUGAAGAAAUGAUCAUAAAUGUUCUUCCUUGAGCUGCGACACCCCGCUGCAGUCCGUAAUGGGCUGGUCCGAGGUCUCCAUACAAACAAGCGGCUGCUGGAAGAGAGUAUGGCCUGGACCCUAUAUGUCCUGUUGAUGAAGUUAGGUGCUGUUCUGAGCAUUAUUUGUGGCUAUAGAGUGGCGUUUUGGUUGAGCGUGUGGCUCCUCAGACCGCCAUGUAUUCCUAUCAUGCGGUUGUUACUGAAGUUGGUAAAACUAGAGACGCAAGCGGUCGCCAACAUUCAUCUCUCGACGGAGUGUCUAACUCUGUGCUAAGGUGUGUUUGACCCUAACAUAAUUUCACGCUGGAAUAUUCCUUUAAUUGCCAUGAGGAUGGGAGUGCACACAGAGAUGCUAACAGCUCUUGAAACUGCAAAACUAGAGCAAACUGCACAGAGAUGGUUUGUGAUUCAGUAAACUCGAAAUCUGACAUCUGUUGUAAUGGUAUCAGACAUGUGGCGGGUGUGUGUUUGAAAGCCUCAUGAAAGUGUCCCGGUCAAUUAUUGGAAGUCAGUCUGUAUUCAUGCAUAACGGAUGUGAUUGCAGUCAUAACACAGGGCCCAGCAGCAACAUGUGGAAUAAAGGUCUUCGUUUCACUUCCACCCCUUGAAGCAUUACCAUUACCAACAGUGCAAGAAACCAUCAUGUCCAGCCCUUGUCAUUGGCUUUUUCAAUGUGAAUGCUGCUGCAAGAAACAGAGAGUAGCAUAGAACAGCAUUGAAUAGAUCAGCCCACAGUCACAAAUACCCAAUUUUCCAAUUCUGACCUGUGUCAGAUCUGUUUCUGAUAUCAGGAUCAGAUCUGGAGUCCCUUUCAAGUCCAGCACAACAACUUUAUAAGGUGAUGGCCCCAAGAUUGAGCAGACCUUUUGAUCCACUGUCUCGCUUUCCUCCAAGCAAAACCACAAAUGCUUUAAACUCCUUCAUGAAAGUGUUCAUAUGAGACUGCAGGAGGGUAAGAGAGAGAGACAGCCGAUAUCCAGACCAUGAAGAGGCUCAAAACUGCCUUCUUGUGGUCUUAAAUUUGAUAUUGUAGCCUCUUUAGCAGGCGAAAUAACAAAAUACAUCUAGAUUUGUGUCUGCCGCAGGUCCUGUAAAUGUUGUUCAGAGAAAGAAGGAGGAGGAGGAGGAGGGCAAUAAAGAGAGAGAGAGAAAAUGAGAAAAGAGAUGUUCAUGUGACUCUGGUGAAGCUGAAGGCAGAUCAACACAGGAGUCAAGACUCUGUAUGUCCUGCUACACAAACAUACACACCAGAGACAUGGAUCUCCAAGUAUCUUACAGAUUAUCACUUUGUCUCAAACUCAAACUUCGUCAUAUUUUCAGCCACAGCCCCGUCUUUGCGUGAAUAAAUACAAAGAUUACUUCUGCUCCAGUGUUACACUCGACAGAUCCAAUCCCAUUACCUCUGCAGUGUAAUUUUCUGCAAAUUACGGCGAUCACUUACCUGUACCUAUUAUAAACAGAAUCCCUGAAGCAAAAUAAGUGAAUUCACACAGUGUUAAAUGGAAAAUUAAACUGACUCUGUUGUUCUGUGUGGAGCAGAAAGAGCUGUUCAUUCCCUACCAUAAGAGUCACAGUAAUCCAACAUAAUAAAGCAGUUACAGAUACUAAUACUUUUUACACACUGAGGGCCUGAUUUACAAUCAUUAUGAAAGAAUGAAAUGAUUAAUUGAUUUAAGGCCUCGUGAGGAAUUUUGGCUGGUAAAGGAACAGACAGAAACUGGUACUGAUGCGUCUUUAUGACCUUCAAAACCAAAUCAAACCUCAGAAAAAGUUUGAAAGUUUCACUGUUAUGACUCUUAAUGAUUCAAAACACCACAAAGGGGUGUGUGUCAGUCCUACGAAAAAGGAUUACAGGAAGGAGAUUAAAGUUUUGAGAUUAAGGUCGAAACUUCGAGAUCAAAAAUUAAAAUUUCAAGAUUAAAGUAGAAAUUUAAUGUGUAAAAAAAUCUAAAUUAUGUCAAUAAAGUCGAAACUUCUUGAUUCAAAAUUGAAAUUUCAAGAUUAAAAUUUGAAAUUUUGAAAUUAAAGUCAAAAUUUCAAGAUUUAAGUUGAAAUUUCGAAAGUAAAAAAAUCAAAAUUAUGUCAAUAAAUUUUGAAACUUUGUGAUUCAAAAAUGAAAUUUUGAGAUUAAAGUUGAAAUUUCGAGAUUAAAAUUUGAAAUUUUUAAAUCAAAGUCGAAAUUUCAAGAUUAAAGUCAAAAUUUCAAGAUUUAAGUUGAAAUUUCGAAAGUAAAAAAAUCAAAAUUAUGUCAAUAAAGUCAAAACUUCGUGACUCAAAGUUAAAAUUUCAAGAUUCAAAAUUGAAAUUUCGAGAUUGAAGUCAAAAUUUCAAGAUUAAAAAAAUUACAAUUUUGAGAUUAGAGUCGACAUUUCAAGAUUAAAGUCGACAUGAAUGAAGUCGAAAUUUCUACAUUUUUUAAAUUUUGACUUUAAUCUCAAAAUAUCUGCUUUAUUCUUGAAAUGGAAAUCAAAAAAAUCUUCCUUCUGUAAUUAUAUUUUUUCUCUUCUUGUGGCCCAAAUCCUUUCGUAUACACCUUUUAUUCAGUGAGAAACAAAAAUACGAGGUCUGAAAAAAAACCCACGUAUGGGACAGUAAAUAAGAUGUGUCAAAUUGUCCACAGGGGGCGCUAAGGUCAACACAAACCAAAAGUUCCUCACAGCGGCUUUGAUUUGCAUUAACUACUAUAACUACUACUUUCUAAGAAUGAUCUUAGAUAAAGCUGUAGUGAUUCUGUUAUUUCAGUGUUAAUGCACAAAGCAAAAUUAAUAAGAAUCACCAAUUAUUGACUUCGUAUUAUGGGAACAGUUUGAUUAAAAAAGAAAAGGAUCUGAAUAUUAAAACCUUAGCGUAAUGGUUAGCUUGCGUCUGUGGAUUAUAUGCCUUUCUACCCAGAAAGCCCUCUGCUAAUGCUGAAAUAUCAGGCUAUAAACUGUGAACUCACGCCUUAUCUCUGUUCCUCUUCUGUAUUCUGAUGUGAAGAUUGAGCGCAGAGUUUCUCUGAUGUAUUGCAGAUGAAUUUCUUGUGGAGUAGCUCCUGCAGGGUGUAUGUCUUCUCUCCACAGUUGACAGAAAGCAAUUUCUGUCUCAGCUCGGUCUAUAAAACACAUUUAUGGUGCAAACCAGUGGGACACCAGAAGAUAAAAGGUCACAUUUUCCCAGCAAAUGAUCUGCUUUUGACUCAUGUGACUUUUCCUCUGUGUGUUUACAGAGGAGCCUUUUCAGAGGUGGUCCUGGCGCAGGAGAAGCUGACCGGCCGGAUGUUUGCGGUGAAGUGCAUCCCUAAAAAGGCCCUGAAGGGGAAGGAGAGCAGCAUCGAGAACGAGAUCGCCGUGCUGAGGAAGUGAGUCCUGUUAGACACGCGCACACACACACACACAUCAGCCUCCUAAUUCCUGGUUACCGGGGCAACUGUGCAUCUCUCCUCUCUUUUCCACACAUCACAAAACCCUCCCUCCCAACCUCUCAUCCACCCCCAGGUCACGAUCCACAGCCCACCCACCACACAGAACCACACCAUGACUGAAACUUCUGUCUGUCUGGAAAAAAGAAAAAACAGCAGCAUGAAAUAAAACCCGGUGAAUAAUGCAGUAAAUUCUUUUUGAAUAAUGUGCUCAGUGUGUGAGUUUGAAAAGCUCAAGACCAGUCCGAGCAAAGAGGAAGUGUUGAUUUCUAACUGCUGUUAGAAAGGAAAUCACGAUGAGGAGAAAGAAAUCACAAAAGAGGGUUUCUUUGAUCGAUUUACUCCCAACUGGGUUACAAAAAUGUGAAGACUCACUGUUAUCAGUAACAAAUCACUUCAUGACACCCCUGAUUUUAUUCACCACCAUGGCUACAUUGGUGUUUGGGGAAGUAAAUCUCCAUCAUUUGAGGACUCAGUUCAUAAUGCGUGUGUACAAUAAGCACAAUAUGUGCCGUCUAUCUGCCAGGCAGAGACACAGCAGUGAAGCAGAUUCAUGAAUGAGCUGCCAUGUUUAGAUACUUCAUUCAGUGUUUGACACAGAUCCAUGGAAACAACGAGAUGCUAACGCAGCACAAGCAGCUUAAAGGGAUAUUCCGGCUCAUAAUUAAUUUAAGGUCAAACAUUUCUUUAUCAUUUCCUUGAAGUAAUAAUCAUCAUAUUAAUCAUUUUGCUCUGCAGACAUGGUAGUUCUUCUGCCUUAGCGUCUCGGUCUGUUUGCAUUUCCGUGAAGAAAUGAUCAGAAAUGUUCUUCCUUGAGCUGCGUCACCCCGCUGUAGUUCACAAUGGACUGGCCUGAGGUCUCCAUACAAACAAUGGGCUGCUGGAAGGGAGUAGGUGAGUUGUGUAUAGUCUCUUUGCUAAAGGAAUUUAGCAAGUGCUGUGGCUAGGACCCUAAAUGUACUGUUGAUGAAAUUAGGUGCUUUUCUGAACAUUGUUUGUGGUGUUUUGGUUGAGGUUUGUUUAUGGCUCCUCAAACUGCUGUGUAACGCUAUCCUGUGGUUGUUACUAAAGUUGGUAUAACUAGAGAAGCAACCUGCGUAAAGCUGGCCCCCCACCCCAAUUAAAUUUAUCAUCAUGAUAAUCUUAAUUCAUUGUCAUCAUGGGGUUUGCGUUUUCAUCAUUGAAAUAAAGUCACAGCAGUGAAACAUUUGGGCUGAUAAAUCGUCUCAUCUCAAAGUCUAUUCAACAUAGAUGACAAAUAAGUUAAACUUCACUUUCGGAUCAUUACCGAUCGAUGUUUAGCCCCACAAAUAAGAACUGUAUGGGUUUUAAACUGUAGAUUUCCAUGGACCACUCUGUUAUGCGCGUUUUUGCGAGGAGCAUAUACUUCUCGGCAGGUGCGCGUUUCUCGGCACAAACGAAGCACAAAUGAACGUUGCCAUUUCAGGUCCAUUUGGAGCAAAUGGGGGGCUGGAUGACGUCAUCGCCGAAAACAAAAGUGUGUAAUAACUUUAAAACCAAAGCAGCACAAACGAACAUUUUAACAGCACUAACGAACAGCACCAAUUCGGGUCCAUUCGGAGCCAAUGGAGGGCUGGGUGACCUCCGGACGUCCUAUAAAACAAUAUUUAAUAACUUCAAAACCAAAGCAGCACAAACGAAAAUUUUAACGGCACAAACGAAGCAGACUAUUUUCCCGAAAUUUUUCAUAUUAUGCCGGAAUAUCCCUUUAAGUAAUGUGAUAGGAAGCAAAUUGUACUUCCUUUAGAGGCCUUUCAGAGUAAAAGACAAAUUAUGAACAGAAACUCUCUUUGUCUACCUCUAAUGAAGAAACGUGUAACCUAACAACUAAAGACAUCUGGGCCUCUGCUGCAGUAAUACAGAUGUUAUAUGCUAUUAAAUACAGCAGAUGUAUUAAUGUGGCGCUGCCGUGCUACAUUAGAGGAAAAUUAGAAUUGCUUUCAGUAAUGAGAGAGAGAUUCAGACAAUCAUUCAGACAAAUGAGUGUCAUUAGCGUAAACAAGUGAGAGUAAGUGAGCAGACCAGCAGCCUGCAGAGUGAAACACUACGCCUGCUUCAGAGGAAAAGCCGAUAGUGUUUCCGAGAACAGGAUAAGACCAAAACAGAGGGCGCAGACUCGGGGUUAAUGCGAGCGAAAUAAGAGUCAAAAACAGAUAUUUGAUGGGGUUUCGAACAUGGCCAGGAAGAACUGGCUCACUUACAGUUUCUGAAAGUACAGCCCCUUCUAACAGUUUCACCUGGAAAGAUGAUUUUUUCAUUCACACAUCCGGCUUCCUGUGACUCACCAAAGAGUCUCCCAAUACUGUGGUGAGAUGUCAACAGGAAGUCAGGUAAUUUGAAAAAAAGAAACAGGCAAAAAUCACCUCUAUUCAGGCCAUUUUAGAGGUGUAUUAGUUUCUUCUUAUAGAGCGUUCAUCCUGUCUGCUUAUGAGCAGGUUUACAGGUAAGAGAGACCUAAAGGAUGAAACACUCAUGAGGGCACUCACGUCAGUAAAAAGGCAUAGACGUGAUGAGCCCUCAGAGCCCGCUGGUUAAAGGGAUAUUCUGGCAUAAAAUUAAGUUAGGGUCAAACACACGAUAAUGCAGAGUUAGACACCCUGUCGAGAGAUGAAUGUUGCCAACCGCUUGCUUCUCUAGUUAUACCAACUUUAGCACCGACAGGAUAGCAAUACAGAGAGCCACGCGCUCAACCAGAACACCACCCUAUAGCCACAAAUAAUGCUCAGAACAGCACCUAACUGUAUCAACCACCAAACAUCUUUUUAGCUUUGUCUGAUUUCUUUAGCAAAGAGACAAAACACAACUCACCUACUCUCUUCCAGCAGCUGCCAGAAGAGAGUGGGUGGAAAUGCAAUCAGACCGAAACGCUAAAUCAGAAGAACUACGGCGUCUGCAGUGCAAAAUGAUUAAUAUGAUGAUAAUUACUUUAAGGAAAUGAUAAAGAAAUUAUCAUAAAUGUUCUUCCUUGAGCUGUGUCACCCCGCUGUAGUCAGAGGACUUGCCCAGAGGUCUCCGUACAAACAAGUGGCUGCUGGAAGAGAGUAGGUGAGUUGUGUUUAGUCUCUUUGCUAAAGAAAUCAGGCAAAGUUAAAAAGAUGUUUGGUGGCUAGUACUGCGGCUGGGACCCUACAUGUACUAAUGAUGAAGUUAGGUGCUGUUCUGAGCAUUAUUUGUGGCUAUAAAGUGGCGUUUUGGUUGAGGUUUGUUUAUGGCUUCUCAGACCGUUGUGUAUUGCUAUCGUGCGGUCGUUACUAAAGUUGGUAUAACUAUGGUAGCAAGCAGUCGGCAACAUUCAUCUCUCAACGUGGUGUCUAACUCGGUGUUGUGGUGUGUUUGAUGCUAAAUUAAUUUUACGCCGGAAUAUCCCUUUAACCUUUAGACAGGAAGUACUUUUUUUCUCAAAUUGGAGUGAAAAAAAAUAAAUUACCUUUGUCAGGUGUUACCUGGACAGCAGGUCCAGACUCAGCAGGUCUACAUUGCCAGGAUAUCAUUGAGGGAUAACCAUAAACACAAAGUCUCUUGUUUUUAUCUUAUGUCAAUUAAACAAAAGCGACACAAACAGCUUUCUGUGUCGUGUUACCUUUUGUAAUGGAUACUAUUAAAGUUAUAAAGCGGUGGCUCCAUUAGUAAGCAGAACUUUGUACAUCAUUUAUCUUCAUUUCCAUUCGGGUUAAUCACUGCUGAGUGUUGCCUUUAUUAUGACUUGCAUUAUUUCAGUCUUCCCGAAACAUUUAGUCUAGUUAAUAAUUUAGGGUGCUCAAAGAAACCAUAAUCAAACUCUGAAUGUAUAAAUAAUAAAUUUGAAAUGAGGAUAUUGAUAAAUACUGGUGCAAAUCAUGAAUAAAUUAUGAGCGCUCUGUGCCAGUAGAAAUGGUCCAUGAGCCUGUAAAGUAGUCACAGUAUAGAGAUGAACUGCAGGCAGGAAAUGAGAAUUCUCUGCUGUGUGAUUACUGAUUACUGCAUUCUUGUAUUAGCAUCAUUUCAAGACCUCUGAUUAGCUGUGAUUGGCUACUUUCACCGUUUCAGAAGUAUGAAUUAUGGGCAGGUUCGACUACUCGAUAAAAAAGGAAAAAAGGGGAGAAAGAUCUGGAUCUAGCUGUAUGUGACACUUUGACAAGAAUGCUCUGUAUGAAAAUGUCCUGCCCAUCGACUGUAUGACAUUAUGUAAAGACAGAGGGUGAUGUCCUUUAGCGGCAAAUAGACGUCAAGUAAAAUGUAAAAGCAAGACGGUGUCAUGUUGUGUCCUAUCUAAUCAUAUCACGCCCUAUUGUGUUAUUCAGACACACAUAAAUCUAAUCGUAUUGAAUCAAACAGAAACAUCUAAUCUUAUCGUGUGGAAUCAUAUCAUACUGUAUCGUUUAUCUUGUUACUGUACUGAACCAAACCUUAUCAUAUGUAGUUCUAUCGUAUUGUACCUGACCUGACCCUAUCAUAUGUUGUCAUAUAAUCAUAUAGUGCUAUAUUGUAUCCAUGGUAUUGUGUUGAUGUUUCAUAUCAGGUUACAUGAAAUGAAAACAUAUUGUAUCAUAUCAUAUUGAAUGAUAUUGAAACAGGUUAAAUCACAUCAUAUCAUGUCAUGUUGUAUCUAUCAUACAUCAUACAGAAUCACAUCGUCUUCCAUCAUAUCGUAAAAUGCUGUAUUGUUUUGAACUUAAUUAAUCCAAACCCUAUCGAAGCAUCUUGUAUUGGAGUGUAUCAUAUCAUAUUGGGUUAUCUAUUAAUGUAACCGCUUCAUAUCGCUUCGUAUCGUAUCAUAUCUCUAUGUAUCGUAUCACACCCCUUUGUGUCGUAUCACAUCACAUCGCUUCUUAUGGUAUCAUUAUAACGUAUUUUUUGGUAUUGUAUCACAUCGCAUCGUUUUGUAUUGCUUUGUAUCGCAUCACUUCAUAUGAAUCCUUUCGUAUUGUAUCAUAUUGGAUCAGGUUGCUUUGUAUGGUUUCGUAUAGUUUCGUAUCAUAUCACAUUACUUCAUAUUGUGUUAUUAUGUAUCGUUUCUUAUUGUGUCACAUCGCUUCGCACUGUAUCCUAUUGUUUUGUACCGUAUCUCAUUACUUGGUAUUGUAUCAUUUCGUAUUGUGUCACAUCGCUUAGAUUCAUAUCGUAUCUCAUGGCAUCACUUCUGUGGUAUCACAUUGCAUCACUUCGUAAGUAUCCUGUCGUAUUAUCCUUUCGUAUUGUAUUGAUUGCUUCGUAUCGUAACGUUUUGUAUUGUAUCACAUCACUUCCUCUCAUAUCGUAUUUUAUCAAAUAGGAUCUAAACAUAUUGAAUUCCAUUAUAUUGUAUCAUGUUGUGUUAUACCAUGUGGAAUCAUGUUGAAUCAUAUCAAAUCAUCUCAUAUUAUCAAGUUCUAUCUUAUCCUAGCAUAUAAUUCCGUAUCGUUACAAUGUCAUAUUGUCUUGAACUGAAAUGACCUGAACAGCACUGAAUCAUCUCUUAUUGUUUUGUAUUGUUCGGCCUCAUAUCACAUUGAAUUGAACCCGAUCCAAUUAUGUUAUGUAGAACUGAACCUAUUGCGAUGCUUUGUCCAAUUGCAUUGUAAAAAUGGUAUCCAUGACAACCAAUAGUAUGAUUUUCGUCUUGCUCCUGGAGAAUGCCAUGUUUCUGUUCCGUGUAAAUGACUGUUGACUUCCACGUCAUUGCUCGUCAAUGUCCUGUUUAUUAUCGCAUCAAAUGAUGUAUUUGUGACUUCAGUAUACUUUAGAGCUAAUGAGGCAUGAAAACCAUUUUAAAAUAUGAGGGGAAAAAAAUAGAAUAAAUUACCACAUAUUACAUCUGUCAGUGUACAGCAGUAAUCAAGGACACAUUCAGGACAAACCAUGAAUGAGAAUCUAACUGCAGCAUAAUUCCUGUGAUGAAUAAUAGGGCUUUUCUGAAUGCACGCUGGCUCAUCCUCUGCCAUUAUAAUCAGACUGUUUGCUGCCAGCUCUUCAUUAUCCCAGGCAGGGCUUAAAUACACUCACAUUAUCCCUCUUCAACCUGCACGACUCUCUGGUUUUCCGUGUUGCCGUGUGUGUAUGAGUCAUUUCUCAGCCCUGUGGUUCAUCGCCUGCAUGCCAUCGCUGAGGUCGCAUGCUCUAUAAUAAGUGUUUGAUGCUCACCUGCGCACCUGUUGUGGAGACCUGUAUGUGUGUGCAUGUGUGUGUGCAGGAGAGAGAGACAGACAGACCUAAGGGAAUUACUUCUUUUCAGGAUGCAAAAGAUGAUUAACCCACACACAGAAUCAAUCUUGUUUCUACGAGGUAUGAGGUGUAAGGAUAAGGAAUGUACACCUACUCACAGACACCCAAACACACACACCGAUGAACCAAUGAAACACCUUGAUCUCACCACUGUAACCAUGGAGAAAUCAAGAGAGAGCUGACAGGAACGAGCAUCAUUGUGAAAAGAAGAUGGAAAUUCUCCUUGUGUGUCUAAUAUCUAAAAUACCCAAAAAUUUAUGCGAUAUUUCUGUACGGAGGUAUUUUGAAGUGUGAGAAACACCGAAGCACGUAUUUGCUUGUGAUUGCAGGGAGCAGCGAAACAACUCUCUCCCUGUGUACCAAUAUAACUGUAACAUGUCAAGAGCUGUCAACCUGAACAUCACCAAGAGUUUCUGAAAAGUAAAAAUGAAAAAGGAUCUGCUGCCAAAAAAGCUGUCGAUAGUUUCUCCACUGCAACCACCAAAGCUCAUAGAGAAGUGAUCACCCAAAGGUCAAGGAGCUGAAAAAAAAACUACAGAUUAUUGCCCUUAUAACUCCACCUAAUCCUUCAGUGUGGAAGAAGAUGUUUGCAGGCUUCUGCAGGGUCAUGAUGCGCUGGGGUUGGUACUGGUACAAAUGUCAAGCUGAAAUGAGUCUGAGGAUAAAACCUAACAGUGUGCAUCCAUGAUUAAUGUUUAUUUGUCUCCAUUUUAAAUUGUUUGGGGGAGGACAAGACCUCUGAAAAUCUCCAUUCAGGUUUGAUUGAGAUGAUUGAUCACACUGAGUAGAUUAGCAGCAGCUCCAACAUCAUAUUCAGAUUUAAUGCUCAGAUGUGAGUUUGUGGCGUUCAUUAAAUUCCUGUAAAUAACUGCAAACAAAUAAUCCAGAGAAGAAGAAUGCACUGCAAAUGAUCUGACCUGUAUCUGAUUCAGGGUCCCUGCUAUAAUUUGAAAAGGUUUUGUAUCCAGACUGUCAUAAAUGAGAGAAAAACACAGAUUUGAGUCACUUUUUCCUGCAGAACAGCAAAGACGAUCGAAAAACAAGAGCUGUUGAUUUCCCCGGUCUAGAUUAUAAAGCCAUUUUGGGAGAAAAAACAGCCUCCAACAAUCUGGAUUAUCAGUAAAGUUCACUCAUGGGUAUUAAUUGGUAAGCCUCAAUCCUGCUGCAGUCAUUGGGAUUAAACUUUAUUUGUUUGACUGAUGGGUCACUGUGAUGUAAGAAAUGCUGCGGCCUCCGAAUAAAAGGCUGAUUUUUUUUUGUUUUUGUUUUGCAGGAUUAAGCACGAAAACAUCGUGGCGCUUGAGGACAUCUACGAGAGUCCGGACCACCUCUACCUGAUUAUGCAGCUGUGAGUUUUCUUUUCUUUGUUUGUUUGUUUUCUGUGUGAUAUCUGUGGAGAAGAUACUGGUCAGAAAACUGCAAACGAAUUAUCAGGUUAAAGUGAAAUAGGUAUCGUGGUUGCCACUCAGUGCGGCUUUGCUCGACCAUGCCCUCCAUUUUUGUAGAAAACUAAACUGUUUUAGUUAGAGGUUAAGAGUGCAUGGAUUGGCCUGGUGACUAUGAGAGCGCCCUCUGCUGGAUCACAUCACAACAAGCUGUUUUACGCAGUGGUGUACUGAAUCAUUAUGAUGCUUAUAACAGUUCAAAUAUGAACUUUUACCCCAGAGUUCGAAUAAAGGCUCAAAUUUUGGAUAAAAACAAACAGCCUGAAUGCACGUCACUGACUCUGACUCUGGAAGUUUGAGUUUCCUCUCCUCCUUUUCCUUCUCCUUCUCGUCAUGCAAAGAAACAUCUUUCUCGACAGGAUUAGUGCUCUGUUUUAAACAGACUCUAAAAGCAUUUAUGGGCCUGUCGAGAUAGUGAGCUCUGUGCUGAAACUGAUUUACUUUUCACAAGGACCCUCUGCAAAAGUUAAAUAUACUGGUAACAGCUCUAGAGAUGUCUUGUAAUGUGUAUUUUUAACAUCACAAAGAAGUGAGCAGCAAGGUUUCAGGGAUCAGAUGCAACCUAAGAGACUCUCUGAUGUGACCCCUAACAUGCUCUUGGAGUGUAAACACGUGCAGAUAUGCUUGUUAUUUUACCAUAUUUCAUCUUUUUUUGCCUUAGGGUUGAAUUUUGUUACGUUCAAGGAUAAAGUUGCCCAGAAAUGUCAGUACCAAACGUGGAGAGCAGCCUCUAUGUGAAUUAUAUCUUAUGUAUGAAAAAUAAGGACGUGAAUUUGCAUGUGAACCCAUUUUCAUUUCAACAGGUGGUAGUUUGCAGAGAGAUUUUUUUUCCUUUGUCAAAAUUUUCCUUGAGAUAUUCAUAAUACACACUACACGAGCCAAAAAUUCAUUAAACCCUACCUCGCAUGUGUAAUCUUAUUCUUCUGCUCACCCACGCCAACACAAGCACACACACAAACACAUGCACACUUUCUCUGCAAUGACAGCAUUACUGAGAUGACAACAUCGCACACACAUAGAAACACAAACACACAAAAAGCCCACCCAUCCUCCUACACACACACACACGGUUACACGGCCUCUGUUGUUGUGCAGUACAUCAGGAACAUCUCUGCUUUAAUGGUCAGCUCCAGAGAGAGGAGCAGGGUGGCUCGAUGCUCACCCAGGGGUGCUCUACUAACCUCCUGUGAGAGGUGACUGCUGCUUCUUACAUAAGAGGAGAAGAUGUUCUGGAGGUUUGGCAUCAGUAUUGGAAAGAUUUCAGUCAAGCUGAGGUGGAAGUCGUGGCUGUGGAUUACACAACAGUGACUGUUUACAGCCUGGUGUCGGCAGAUUAUCUGAUCAUCUACUGUAUGUGUCUGCUGCUGCUGUGAUCUGUCUGCCAACUCUGGUCUGGAGAGACGAAAAAUACCACUUUUCUCUGGUGGUGCUGCACUGAAAUAUUAUUUUAUCAUCUAGACUAUUAAGUUUAUGUCUCAUUUUGAUGGUAAAAUCCUGUAGUUUUGUAUUAUUGAAACGUUUUUAGUGUACUAAAAUCGAAAAAGCUGCAGCGUAAUGAUUCAACUCCUCAUUUAUAGGGGAAAAUAAACUAUUAUGUCCAACAUAUGUAACUUUCUGUAUGUAUUAAUAGUUUUGUACAGGGUUGUUUUUGACUCUUAACUAGCAUGGAGCUGUAAUCACAGUAGAUGACUGUAAUAUUACAUCACAGUCAGGUAGUAGCACGUCUGCUAAGUGUGUUACAUCACAUGAAAUCCCUCUAUUUUCCAGACUCAAGUCAACGUCUCACUCUCAUUUAACAGUUAACCUUAACCUUUUGACCGACUGCACUCCUGUCUUGGAUCGGUCAAUUAACGUCUAUUUCCUUUCCUGCUGCCACCAUCAAUUAGUCCAGGUAAAUACUUUAGAUAGACUUUAAAGUCGGUGUUAACGCCUAUUCUUGGUCUCUUUACUACUGAAGGUCUUAAUGCUCUAGCUGGGUUUCCCCAAACUAGAGGAUAUAAAUAAUGGAUUUUCCAACUCCAAAAGUCCACUUCUAACUAAGGAUUAUUAUUAACCAAGGAAAACAUUAACCAAUAUUUUGAACCGAUGUUUCUUUGCAGUAAAAUGGCAUAUUUUGGAGUCAAAAUUUUAGAUGACACACCUGGGAUUAGACUGAACACAGUACACUUUUUGUUUGUUAGUUUGUUUUGUGCACUGUAAAAAUCUGAUAAAAAAACAACUUAAACUAUCAUAUAAUAAUGUGAAAAUCUGAUUUAAAAAAAAAACAACUUUCACUGUUGUAUAAUAAGGUGAAAAUCUUUGUUGAAAAGAUUUAAACAAUUGUUUUAUCAUCCUAACAACAAAAACAGCAAGAAGUGCUGGGAUUUUAUAGCAGCAUUUAUGAUCAAAUCUAACUGAAACUAACUAGAAGCUUGAGUAUUGAGUGGCCAAUCGAUGGGGACUGUAGGCGGGACAUUGUUACACAGCCGAAAGAGGCGGCUGUGUAAGAGCUGAAUACGCGUGUUUUAAAAUAAACUUAUAUUAUCGGCUAUCAGUGUAAAAAAAACAGCCGAUGCCGAUUAUUGUAAACUUGACGAAUAUCGGCCAGUAUUAUCGGUUCAGAUUGCGUGUUGUUGCGACGUCUGAUUCACAGGAAUAUCCAACACGGUCGACUGGCGGAUUGUUUCCGUGUCGGAGAACAGAGUACUUUUUGAUAAAAGACACAAACAAAACAAAGAUAACGACCCGAAGGACAACUUGUGGAGAGUCAUAGCGUCGGAUUUCUCAUAUGACGAUGGUUUGUGUGCUUUAACAGUUUGCUAAACGUCUUUCGUCUAUCUUUCAUUCAUCUGUGCUAAGUAACUUUAGCUCGUAAGCUAACCUGUUCAGAUACAACAUACCAUAUGUUUUUUUCACUGUCUCAAACUCAAUCACGUUGCUGUCACAGCACCAUUAGGUCUCAGUUGUUACCUUACGUUUAUGGAUUAUAGUUUAAUGUGCUUAUCUGGUACUGACCCCGACUCAGUACAUGCUAUCAUGACAGACAGACAUCUCAACUCUAGAGUCUAAUCAGAACUGAAAAACAGUCAGUCUGCUGAUGUGUCAGUCUUCUCGCUUCCACCCGAGAUGCGUCUUUUUCCCUCCGGAAAGUCGCAAAAUCGCAUCGUCAAAAUUCGCCUCCGAAUAUUUCGUAAUUUCGCGUUCUAUAUUCGUGUCGGCCCCGGUGUGUAAAGACCUUGACAUUUUUGCUUCAUGUCAUUUAGAUUCCUCAGGAUCUCUAUUAUCAGCCUUUCUGCCUUACUUAGUUCAGCUCAUGUUUCAGAGUCAGUAUAUCCACUUCAAGAGGAGUUUUUCAUCUGAACAUAUUCAUGUUCACGUGACUUUUUCCUCUGAUUUUUUAUGUCAGUCGCUCUGAUACACUCACUGCCUUUCAGAGUGAAGUGCCCCUCAUUCAGAGCCUGACACAGAAACAGGAAAGACCUUGUUCCUGCUCCCUCUCCUCCUGUACACCUCCCAUCAUCUGUUUUUUUCUCUCUCCCCUCACACCAUCUGCUCUUCCUGUCUUUCACAUCAUUGCCUCCUUUCCUCUCCUCUCACACCUUAUUUCCUCAGCCACCACCUUUUACCUUUUUCCUGCUUACUUGCAUUUUUUCCGGUCUUGUAUUUUCACCCAUCUGUCACCAUCUGUUCAUGUAAUCCUGGUCAGCUGCUAUAGUUACCAGGUCAAAGGUGACGUUUUGGCUCUGACGGAGGAACCUUGAGGACAACAACGUGGCGAGAAUAUGACAGUACAUGUAAAUACACAUAAAGAUGCAGCAAUUUCUCUGCUGCCAUUUAAACCCCUUUUUAGAUCUAUUUGUUAUCAUGAUACAAUAUUUAAUAUUGUUUGGACAAAAAACACAAGAUACAGGAACAUCAUGUUCUUCUCCAUCCUCUUUCUGUCUGUCAUUAACUUUGAAUCAUCAUGUCCCAUUAGAGUCACUCAUACACAGUCUUUUCUGGGAGUCCCUGAGCUCCAGCGUGCCCUGAGUUCCUCUUAGGUUUGGACCUGCCUCCUUUCCACCUACAUGCAUCAACCUCAUCUCUGUCCAUCAUCUCUUAGAUGAAUCUGGUUCUCCUCAAGGUUUCUGCCUAUUAAAGGAAAUUGGAAAGGAUUUGUUCAAGUGAUAAACAGGAAAUUAUCUUGUAGCUAAAGUUCUCUCUAACCUACCUGACAUUUAAAGGGAUAUUCCGGCGUAAAAUUACUUUAGGGUCAAGCACACCAUAACAUUAGCCUGGCUGGGCCAUCCUGUUGCGUGAAUCACUUGCCGUUCCUUCCCACAACAACGGAACGGCUAGUGAUUCACACAACAGGAUGGCCCAGUCAGGCUACAAGCUUUUCCCUCUGAACCUCAAACAAACUGCAGUGGCUUGCUUUUUGGUAAACACGGUGGAUUCCUCAAGCAGCUAAAGCACAAACCUUUCCCCACAGGAGUCAGAAUAUUGAACUCUCAUUCACCGGGUGUCCAGAAACAGACGCUGAAGUGAAUGCUGAUGUUGCUGUUGUGUCUGCUGGAUGUGCAGAUAGAAAACUUUCGGCCAGACUCACGACCAGACCUUACAUUUCUAUUUUCAUUAUCUAUUUUUCCAGAGACUGUGUCAGUGAAAGAUUGUCAGAGAUGUGGCUCACAGCAGGGAGAAGGAGAGAGGGUGAUUGAAGGGUGUCUGUCCACCCUGAGUGGCAGCUAAACCCUCCCCCCUAACACAGACUGUGGUGGAGGUGUUUGCCGAUGAUAUGAUGAAGAUGAUGAAGAUGAUGAAGAUGGUGAGGCUGUGAAGGCUGGAGGGCAAUGGGAGGGAAGGGAGUCUCUCACAACAAUGACAUUAUUGCAGUGUGUCUGCUGAUGGUGUCUUCCCAGUUAAAGCUCAUUCUUGCAGUCAUCACCUGUGCAUCAGUAGCUGUGUUUACAUGGGAACAAAUAAUUGGUAUAAAUGCGCAAUCGGAUUAAAAAUGCGUCAUGUAAACAUGUCGAUCAGAAGAUUUUGGUCCAUCGGAAAGAAAUUGUAUUCCGAUCGAGAAGGAAGGUUUAUGCUGAUUGUUACGAAAGGCGUCCAUGUAAACAUUUAAUCCGAUCGUGACUCUCUUAGCCGACUUGAUCUUCACUCUUUAGUCUUUGGCUUAUUUAUUGAGGCCAGUACAGGAGGUUCAUUAUUAACACUCUAGCAUAAAACGCAACCGCAGCUGCCGUGUCUGCUCCUCUGAUAACAUAACAAGGCGUACAUACGGCGUGAUGAUGGUACAUCUGCACACACAGUGCAACCUUUAACAGAACAGCGAAAUAAUGCUGCGUUUGAGUUACUUGAAAGUUAUUUAGCGCUUUCCUUGUCUGAAUAUAAGGCAAGCGCUAAAAUAACUGUCAUAGAUGUAGCCAUCUUGUUUCCACCUCUGAUUUUGCUUUUUUCCGACUUGGUAACUGAAACCCUGGGAACUGUGUCAUUAUUUUCAGCUCUGACUUCUGACUUCCGAGGUAACUCAGCAUAAGUAUGCAAGGGCGCCAUCUAGUGACAACAUUUGACAGGGGAAAAACUCCUGAAUUGGAUGGAGUGAGCCACUACGGCGUUUGUUUGUUUGUUUACCGCACAGGCGCAAAUACAACUCUUCUUCUGUGGUUGUUUUAGCAAAAUCAGACGACUCUGCGCAUGUCCAAAUGCCUCUGUAUACCAGCGUCGUGAUCGGAUUGUUUGAUUUUGCAUCCAUAUAAACAGUGGAUUCAGAUUAUCCAAUCCCUCAAAUUUUAAUCAGAUCAAGAAAUUGUGAACAUGUAAACAUGGCAGGUGACAUCUCACCUCACCUGAUUUCCCCUUCAUCUAAUUUUUUUUAAUUUUAGAGGAUUUUAGCGACGCUUUUCAUUGUUUUUGAUGAUCCGACAGACUAACGCAGAUCCUUCUGUCUUUGCUGUGAUUAAUAUUCCGCAAAGCCACUCUGAGUAAUCUUUUUAAAGCACUGUGCUCAGAGGUAAAUACAGAGACGCUUCCAUGAAAAAAUGUUCAAAAUAAAGAGGAGUUAGUGAAAAGUAGAGCGCUUCACUCCUCACUCCUCCUGCAGGCUGUUUUUUCUUUCAUACACAGAUUCUUCAUCACUCCACAGCUGAUGCGCUGAAACCCCCAAAAACAGUUUCAUCCAUUAUUUCUGCUGCAUCGCACAGAAAGAAAGUGGCACCGAUCACCGCUGCAGCUCAGAAAACCCAUUUAUUUUGAUGUUUAUUAUUAACAUGUCAGAGUUUUGUCAGCGGACAGAAAUCUCGUUAUGUACAAGGAUUUUUUGAAUAUUUUUGGGUGUAAUUGCUUUGUAGCUGAUCAACGCAGCCUGACAGUGUUUCCUUCGUUCCCGUUCAUCACAGCUUGUCUUACGUAAUCUCGGCCGCGGGGAGGCAAUCAGUCCGUGCUGCCAGGAGAAUCAAUGCAACCAAGUGCAAUGUGGGCAUUUUAUUGAUGUUGUGAAUUGGAUACCAGCGAAAGAUAAAAACGAAUGAAGUGUAGGGAGCUGAUUUUUCUUAGCGUGCCACUUCUGAUUGUGAUGACCUGUCAUCGAAACAAGGUGAACCAGAGUUUGAAGUCUUAUAAAAACAGAAAAAACAACUUCUUUUGGCAGGAUUUGGAUCUAGAAAAUAAAUAUAAAGUAGUAUGAAGGCUGUGUCUGGUUAUCGUGGAAUAUAACCACCCAGAGUAUGGUGUGACUGGCACAUGUGGUUAUUGACGUGCAUGAAGGACCAAAGGCUGGCGGUGAUAGUUCAUCCGAGGUUAACCACACUCCAAAACCAGUUGACACAGUUUCCCAGCAGACUCUCUGAUCAGAUUUUUGUCAGUGUUGAAUAAAUUGUUUAAAUUUUGAUUCAUUCUGGUCUGGUUUGACACCUUUCCUCUUUCCUUCUUUGCCUUAAAGGUCUAUUUCUGCGAAUUUCACUCUGAAUCAGAUCCAAUUAGAGGAGUUUCCUACUUCCUUUAAUAGCUAAUUGUCACAAAGUCAAGAUAUUAAUAGCAUUCGCUUGUUAAGUAGCCGUCUAGCUGAGGGUUGUUGACACAGAUAAGGAGCUUAAUAGAUUAAGAGUAAUAAUAGUGCACACAUGAUUAACAUCCUCCUCGUGUGAGCAAACAUUUGUGAAUCAAACUGGAUUUCCCGCUGCAGCCUCGUCUUCCCGCCGCUGAUGGAAACUAAUCAUCGCAGCGGCUCAGCAGUCAGACCGCCGACUCUCUGCUGUGAUCAGUCUGAUCAGUUUCCCCCCCAACUCUGUGACGCCUCUUUGUCGCACAGCAUGUGACACCCACACACAUGCUCAAAAAUAAGGUUCACCGCCGGUCUUGGUAUAGCUCUAUCGUCUGGAGAGUAAAAAAAAGGAGAAAUGACAGAAGGGAGAUGUGUUUGAAUGAUUAGUGUGGUUACAUCUGAAGAUGAGAGACGGAUCGAUCAGUGGUCGGAAAAGAGAGACGAGUCGAAACACUUGAAUACUGAAGAUGAUGGGCAUGAUGGGUAAUGUGGUGGCAGCUAUCUUCCUACGGUCAAUAUCCUCAUUUAUAUACGCUGUACAAAGACAAGAGGAUAUACCAAUGAGAUUUAAUCAGAUUAUAGAUAAUAAUAUCUGUGCAGAAUGAAAAUGAUCAACACGUUCAUCAGAUUUUCACUAAUCCUAUCCUCACACCGCUGGGUGCAACCAGCGGGAACAGGAAGGGUCAAGUGUCUUGCCUAAAGACCUCAGAAAGGAAGGUCUUCGGUCUACUCCAUGGACUGUAUAUACUAUGGACUACUUGGUUCCGCCUCCCGUCAGUAUACGGAGUUGAAGCCAAAAAGCUCUCGGUGUUUCUGUGUUUUUUCUUCAUUUCCUGAAACCAGCAUUGUGCAGUAGCGUUGUACGCAUUCGACGGGAGAGUCACCGAGAGUCGCUGUGAUGACGCUCUGCUCAAACAGCGUAUCCCUGGGUGAGCUACACAAUCCUCGUAUGCCCGUAGGCUGUAACAGGUGUCAAUCAUAGAAAACAUAACUUUUAAAAAUGGAGCCGUACAGAAAAAAGAGGACUUGAGCACAAACCAGUCUUACAAGAACUACACGUCAACACCACAAGCGGGGGGGGGGGGUUAUAUUCUGUGUAAUACAAUUCUAAAGUUUGUCCACAGCUCCAUAAGGAUUGCUGAAGGAGGUGGGGUUUAUGACCUAUACUGCAGUCUGUCACCAGAGGGUGCUGUUCUCAGAGUGGCUUCACCCAGCGAGGAGGCAGAUGGCAUCCAUUCUAUAUACAGUCUAUGGUCUUCUCUUAAAGGUAGAGAUAGAAGGUGUCUGCCCCUCACACCUCCAGAGGUGAUGUUCCUGAUACCUGAAAGCUCUAUGUCCCCAGGCCACAUUUAGAGACUUUUGGUAUGAUAUGCAAGUCUGCAUAUCAGGACUGCAGUGUCGUUGAAGGGUAAUAGGGAACUAGGAUGUCUUUAGGAUAUGAUGGUGCCUGACCUUGUGGGUCUUAAAAAGAAUUAUGAGAAGCUACAACAGGAGAGAUGUGCUGAAGACUCCUGAGUGUACUCCAGAUAAUCAUGAAUUCACUCAAAAACUGCAGACCUUCAAACUCAGUCUGGGACAUGACCAACUUUACAGAGCGCUGUGACCUUUGACCUUGUUACCUCGUCCUCCUGGCAGUAUGGAUGUGUGUUACAUUGUGCCAACUGUCUGUUACUUCAUGUGUAACUGUGUUAUCUUUAUACUUGUCUUUGUUUGAGAUUUGCGGUUUUCUUUUUUGUCUGCGGUCCUGCUCCUGCAUCUGUGUAUCUGUGUGUGUGUGUGUGUGUGAGCGUGCAUGAAUGUGUGUGUCCAUGUGCUCCUGUCUGAUUGCCAUGGUCUCCUUACGCAAACGCUUACGCAACCAUGCAGCCUGGUGGCUGAUCUCCCUUUCACCGUGUGUGUGUGCGUGCGUGCGUGUGUGUGCAUGUGUGUGUGUGUUUAGCACUUUCUUGUCAUCCCCAGACAUGACUGCCUCUGAAACUGAACGAGUCGCUGCCCUCUUUGAAGAGAGAGAGGAUUAGCAAUUAAUUCUGAUCUCUUUUUUUCAGAAACUUCAUUAGAGUUUAACUUCCACUGGCUCUAAUCUGAUGUCGCCAUGACGAUGCCACACACAUACACACCCUGCAGUCUUUGUGUGUAUAUGUGAGGACAUUCGUGUCCAUCGGUUACAUGCUUGUUGUGUUACAUGCUUUAAAAAGUAUACUCAUGCAGAAUAAAGAGCAUAUUUACAGAUGAUUCAGUAAAACUAUAUUUGUUUAUGACCCACAUUAAAACACAAGCAUGUGAUGAGAUGAUGUUGUAAAGUGAGGUGGGGUUUUCCUCCAGCAGGGGGAGCUAUAUGUCUGUACUGCAGAUAUAAUCAGACUCCUGUCUGUGUGGACUGUUUCCACACCUGAACAAGUCAUUUCAUGCAUUUUGGAGUCAUGCAGCAUCAAACUAAAUAUUAAAAGAAUCCGCCAAAGGGGAGAAAAUGCUAAUGAACAUCUUUAUGUCUUGAUAUUCGGUGCACAGUGAGUUUCUCGGUCGGUGGUUUUCAGUCUGUCUGCAGUUCAAAUAUGUCUGGAUAUUUUACCACCUUGGCAGAGGCUUCAGCUCCUGAAAAGAGCAGCUCUUAAAGUCAGAUUUAUUAAAGGUUAUAAAAGGUUUUAACUCCUUCUUAGGUUUGCUUUUACUCGAUGUGUCGAAUUUAGAGCGAGAAGAAGUUGCAAAGGAUGAUUAAGAAAUUAAGAGAAAAGGUGUUUUCUCGCAAACUUGAAGGUGUGAUUAUCAGAGCGUUUCAUUCAAGGAUGAGGACAAAAAAGGAGAGAUUUUGAACUGUUUGCUCAGGAAACACGUGAAAUAAUCUCAUCUUUAUGGCACACAACCAUACACAAAUGAACAAUGUCCUCUCAAAGUCGGGAAAUGAGUGAAAUUCCCAGUUGGGAAUCAGUCUGAAUGGAAAAAAGAAAGAAAAACAAGACCUCCAGGAGCACAAGAAAGAUUCCCCACAUUUUAUCACCUUUUAGAAAUAACAUCAGUCUGCUAAAAGGUGGUAAAUGCUACAGAAUACUUCAGUGUGUGUGUGUGUGUGUCUGAGUGAGUGAGUUCGCACAUGCCUCACAGCUUCCACACACUCUUGGCUGGAAACAUCCACAGCUCAUAAAUUACCAGAAAUCUAGACCCUGCAACACCCCCCCCCCUAAUCUGUUACCAGUUACCGCCAUGUGUGCAUGAAUGGCAUCGUUUUCAACAAACACGCUCUAACACAAACACACCUCCUUUGCAUCCUGCAGGGUGUCAGGUGGAGAGCUGUUCGACCGCAUCGUCGAGAAAGGUUUCUACACGGAGAAGGACGCCAGCACGCUGAUCCGGCAAGUCCUGGACGCUGUCAACUACCUGCACAGGAUGGGCAUCGUACACAGAGACCUGAAGGUAAAGACAAAACCCCGCCCCCCUUUCCACAUAUUUACCCCACACAAGCAGGUCGUUUUUUUCUUUCGACAGUUGAAGAUUUACGGCGCUAAUAAGGGCAGCGGCUCCACACAUGCAGAGCAUUGUGGGUCAGCCUGGCGCGUGCCGGCUGUUAGAAGAGAGGGGAUUGGUCGGAGCUGCCCUCAUAAACCCACACUCUGUUUAAGGAGGAAAAUUAGAGGGUUGUGUUUGACGCUUUCUUUUGAAGUUGCAGAUAUAUGAUGUCCUGAUAUAUCUCCUAAUGAGACUAACGUUUGACAACAAGAGCAAAAUUUAAAACCCUAUAAAAAGAAAGAAUUAUGAGCUCUCCCUCUCUCCCUCUCUCUCUUUCUCUCUUUUUCCAGCCAGAGAAUUUGCUGUACUUCAACCCGCAGGACGAGUCAAAGAUCAUGAUAAGUGACUUUGGUCUUUCCAAGAUGGAGGGCAGCGGUGACGUCAUGUCCACUGCCUGUGGCACGCCUGGAUAUGUGGGUGAGUUAGUCAGUGAGUGUGCAAACACAACAGAGUGCUCUUUAAAAAAAAAAAAAUGUCAGACCUUCAGAGGUUGCACCAGAACAUGAGAUACAGCCGGUUCAGGUUCUCCCAGAUGGAGACAAAGGGGGGAAAGGUCCAAAACAUGCAUUUCUCCUGUGCCAUCUGUUUUUGCCAUGUGGGGACUGGAAUCCUGCGAGAUACCAGUACUGUUAGGAGCCCCCCUGCAACCAAGACCUCGUGCAACCCACCUCUGCUAGAAACUGAGGCAUCUUUUGAAUCAAACCAACAUUUCAUAAAGUUUAAUCACUUAAAGGUACAGAAUGUAGAAAUUUCUCCAGUUUAGCUUUUACUACGCACCCACUAUGUUAAGGGUCGGUUUUGACUUGUGUCUUAAAUCAGCUGUAAAUCACACUAAAAACAAUUCUCCAUCAUCCAAUUUGAUUCUCACCUCUAGGUUACCUUGUUAGGCUUCAUUAUCCAUGAAAAUAUUGCUUAUAAUAUUUUUCGUUGUGGGCCUCUGGGCCUUUCUUUGUCAGUAUACCCCUCAUACAGACAUCUAUACUGAAUUGAUCUCACAUGUCUGGACAUGCCCAACGUUGUAUUUUGUGCAGAGAAAAUAAAAAUUCCCUAAAUCUCACAUGAUUGGAAGAGGAUCUGACUGUCAGUGUGGUGCCUGAUAGUUCACUUAUGAUUUAAGUUUUUGCUCUAAUUAUUAGAUAUUGAUCUAACCGGGUCAACAGCGAUCCUAACACGUUAUUGCGGCACGAAUAUCCCCUCAAGUUUUAUUUUUUAGCUCCCGCCCAAUUCGCGUCUAAUCGCGUCUUUGCAUUGACUUAACAUGUAAUUCAUUCGCGCGAAUGAUUUUACUCACGCUUGGUGUGUGGAGACAGUUAAGAAGCUGCAGCUGACUCUAUUAUAACCUUGAAAACUGGAACCCUCUGAUGUCCGACCUUUAUUAUUGUCCUGCCUAAACCCUCUUGGGUCCUGGGUAGAUCUACUGUAAGUCUCUUUUUGCGGUUUCUAUUGUCAGCCGUAUUCAGUUUGUCAGUCAAGCUUUAUUUAAAAUGUCAGCAUUCACUGAGCACUUUUACUAUAUUACAUACUGGUAUAUUAAGCUCUGCUAUUAAUGAAUGAGAAGAGGUUAAAGAGCAAAUUUCGUUUCCACAAAGCCAUCCUCAGCUACUUAGCCCAUGAUUAAGACUUUACUGUUUCUAUUUUCAACCAUAUUGUUGCAGGGUUAAAGGUUAUCAGGAUGAGGACUUAAUGAGGCAUCGCACACCUCGGUAAAAGGAGUUUGGCUUGAGUUUUUUUGGAGUGUAGACUUCUCCAAAUCCAAUUAGGGGCUAAACAGUGCUGUUAUUGUUAGCCUAAACUCUGCCUGCCUCCAGGAGUGGCUCUCAUUCAGCGGUGAAACUCAGGCAACAACAUCAGCUUAUGUCAAAACAGAUUAACGCUCUGUUCAGUCAGCCUCUUUGUUUUUAUGAUCUUGUUAUUUGCUCGAAAAGGGGAAAACUUUCUCAGGUGGAUAAAUCUUAUAAAUCAACAGACCUGCUUUUGCUCUAAACUCUGAUUGGAGGAUUUGGUGAACUGGCGAAUGUUUUCCUGGUCAUACCGGCGUCAUGGUUCAGUGACGCUUUGGCACCGGCUGAAAGUGUGAAUAUGGUCUGAGCUGUCUGUACUUCAAUCCACCGAACACAUGAAAAAUUCAGAGCGCACAUGCUGAACCAGUCUGAUGGCAGUCAUCUCCUCUGAAUAUUCACGGAGAUCCGGAGAAAAGGGAGAGGUGUAUUUUGUGUCUGUUGAUGCUCAUUUUUGGAUGUGUGUGAAUUAAAAUGAAUGAAACACAGCGCACACACAUACAGUGCUCAUUAUAAAGGAGUACGCCCCUUCAGAGUUGUCAGAAAAACUUUAGUUUCAUUUCAAAAUCAACAUUUUCUAUGUCAGACUACACAACAAAAUACUCCCCCACAUGUAGGCCAUUGAUUACAAACAAGAUUUUGUAAGUUGCAUGCACAAAAGUAUCUUUUUCCAUUUAAAAUCAGGAUGCAAAAAUGAGAACACCUUAAUCGAAGUUCUGGGAGCAAAGCUAAAUUUUAUCGACUAUAUCUCCCUUAUUUUCAUCUUAUGGUAAAUAAAAUGUUAUGUUAAACUUUGUCAAAACUUUGGACAUUGUCCUUUUGCUCAUCUAGAUAUUGAAUAAUACAUUACUUUUAAUAGGGUGUGUACUGACUUAUGCUGGGCUCUGUACUUACCAGACUCAUAAUUAACUCACAGACCAAGUGUGCAAACGUGAGUAAAAUCAGAAGUGUCGGAAAAUGUGAUUAAAUUUUGUGUUUAAAUCCAGGUUGCAUCUGUCUGCCUGUGUGUGUAUGUGUCUAUGACUACAGACAUCUAAAAAAAAGUCCAAUAUCUGAUGUAAGCUUGCACACACUAGUAUAAUAUUCAUGUUGGACAGAGAGAGUGAAAUUCCUCAUAUGUGCACUCAUACCUGGCCACAGUUGAAGCUCAUUCGGCUCCGAUUCUUUCCAGCGUUUGACUUUAAAUGGUCAAAUCUUUGCAUCAUACAUUUCUCUCUCAAUCCCAUUCAGUAAAUUUAUCGUCUUCACCCACAAAGCCGAGCCCCCUCACCCUCCUGCAGAGCUUUACAUGGCCAAAAGGCAUUUCCACUCCAGACAGUUUGUGUCUAAAAAUAAAACUCCACAAUGAAAAGCAGACUUGAGACGCAAGGAUACGAUCAAGCACAUAUAUCAGAUAUUUUUCAACACUUGAGGUUUUAAGCAUGAACACCAACUGAGAUGGAACUUUGAAUAAAUGAACACUUAAUCUUUCAAUUCUGCUUCAAAUCAACACACAGCUGCUAAAUAUGUUGGGUGUGUAUCACUCUGAAGAAGGUCGGCUGUAGCAGACAUCAACAUCUCUUUUCUGUAUUUCAUAUUGUUUGUUUGCAUGACUAAGAAAUGAUCACGAAUCAAAAGAAACCCAAAUAUUAGACCGAAUGAUUUCACGCACAAUAUAUAAAACACAUGUCAGUUUGGCUUUAAAUUCAACUUCAGGUUUAUUGUCCCAGAGAGGGAAAUGUUUCACAGACAGGUACAAACAAAACACAUAAAGACUACUGCAAAAACAAAAAGCCUAAAGUGAGUUUAACUUAUCACCAACUGUGUGACAGAUCAACAUUUUCUAGAUCAGACUCUGUUUACAAAGACCGUGUCAUGAUAUGUUCUGUUUGAGUUCCUGGUUUUCUGUUUCCCUGAAAUAAUUCUCAGAACAGCACCUAACUUCAUCAACAGUACAUAUGGGGUCACAGCCACAGCACUAGCCACCAAACAUCUUUUUAAUUUUGCCUAAUUUCUUUAGCAAAGCGACUAAACACAACUCACCUACUCUCUUCCAAGAGGUGCUGUUCUGAGCAUUAUUUGUGGCUAUAGAGUGGUGUUUUAGUCGUGGCUCUCUGUAUUGCUAUCCUGCGGUCGUUACUAAAGUUGGUAUAACUAGAGAAGCAAGUGGUCGGCAACUUUGGUCUCUCUUAGAGGUGUCUAACUCUAAAUUAAUGAAUUAAUUUUACGCUGGAAGAUUCCUUUAACAGGUAGAAACCUCGAGCAGAACCAGACUCAUGUUAGACAGUCAUCUGCUGAGACUGCGUUGGGUGUAGAGAAGGAGAUGCAGAAAGAGAGAGAUGGACAAAGAUGAGGUUGAUGCAUGUAGGAGGAACCUAUGGCACAAUGGAGCUCAGUGACUCCCAGAAAAGACUGUGUGGUAGUAACUCUAAUGAGACAUGAUGAUUCAAAGUUGAUGAAACAGACAGAAAGAGGAUGGAGAAGGGGGGAAAGGUGCUCAAUAUGCCGGCAUCCUUGGGAAGUCUAAACCUAUAGCAGAUAACUUGGAGCCGGCCUUCACCUUUAUGUUUUACAAACUUAUUCUCUACAGGAAUGUUUGACCCUGAACUCUUUCAGAGUCGUGAGCACCAGACACGAUGACCUCAGUGUGUAAAAAUGUCCUAAUUCUGAAUCCAGUGAAAAUACGAACACACACACACACACACACACACACACCUCCACAAUGAGUCAGGGCAGACCUGUAAACACAGCUAAUCACUUUGAUUCAGCACACGUGUGCAAAGUUUUCUUUCUGCCCAACAUGGUCUGAGUUGUAUUUCUUUACGCCUUUUUGUGUGCCAAAUGUCUUUCAAUCCAGCGGUGAGUUUGUAUGUGUUGGUUGAUUUUAUUGUGAGCUCACUGUCAUCAGUUAUUUUUGCUGUCAGAGGCUCAGAAAUGGCCAAUCCGCUUCACGAAAUGCCUGAUUAAAUAAGAUAAAUUCAUGUUAAAUGCAGGAAAACUCAAACUCCUCAGAGGUAAAAAUAAACUGCACUUAAAUCAUGAUGUGAUUGCUCUGUUUGGCUCCCUCCUGGAUGGCUUUAUAGAGCUACAAGCCUGUUUCACUGCAGGUAAAAUGUGAGAACCUGAACCUCCUGCAGAAAAUUUCCCACCAUUAACCAAAGUGACAUGUGAUUUUGAUUUGUACAGACACAGAGAGGCUGCAUUCUUUCUCUGUAUUCAAGCUCAUAAAACAGCAACAUUAUCCUAUUAAAAAAAAGCACAGCAGUUUGAACUGCACCUCAAGCUGACAACAAAGUAAACAGCCAAUAACAGAGAAGUGCUCGGGUUUAAGCAUCAUUAAGUAAACACCAGGAUUCUGCAUAACAAGGCUGCAGCCGAAGCUAACCAGUGUUUCUGUUCACUUUCAGCUCCAGAGGUUCUCGCCCAGAAGCCUUACAGCAAGGCAGUGGACUGCUGGUCCAUUGGAGUCAUUGCAUACAUCCUGUAAGUGCUGACUUAUAGACUCUGAUGCAUAUUGGAUAUCCUCUAAUAAUUGAUAAUUAUUGUGGUUUUGCCUCCGCCAACUGGAGAAGGUGUGAAAGUUUGUACUCAUGGGUUGACAAAUGCACAAAUUAGUGGCUAGAAAUGUGCGAAGUGGGUCACAGAUUCAGCAGUGUGAGUUUGUACACAGUAGUGUAGAUAUAAGGAAUGAAAGUAGUGGUAACACUUUACAAUAACCAUAAUUUAUAAAUGGUAAAUAGAUAGUUUAUUAAUGUUUAAUCAUCACUUAAAAACAGCAUAAAGACCAAUUAUAAAUGGUAAAUAGUUUAUUAAUGUAAGUUACUUUACCAUUAGCAAGCAAUAAAAUUAUGAUUAAUAAUUUUCAUUAAUUAUUAAUGGACUAUUUAUUAAAGGUUUAUAUAGGGUUUAAAUAUUGGUUGUAAAACAUCUAGAUUUAAAUGUGUGUCAGUAGCACUUUGUAAAUGAUUAAUAUUUGGUUUUUAAACCACCUAUAAACAUUACUUAGAUGGUUAUUGUAAAGUUAGGGUUAGGGUUAGGUUUUUAAAAUUGUAAAAUUUACAGUUUAUUAAUGGUCUAUAUGCUAAGUGUUGCCAACGUAGUUUGUACACUAUAAUCUAGAUAUUGCUCCAUGUAUGUAAACCAUGGACUGUAUAUACUACAGACAACUUGGUUCUGCCUUGCGCCUGUACACGGAUUUGAAGCUCUUGGUAUUUCUGGGUUUUUUAUCCACUUCCCGAAACCAGCGUUGCGCAGUACCAUCGUACGCUUUCCGCAAGAGAGUCGCUGUGAUGACACUCGACUCAAACAGCGUUUCCCUCAGAUGAGCUACGCAAUCUUCGUACACCCAUAGGCUUUAUCAAGGGUCAAUCAUAGAAAACAUGAACCCCCAAUAACUUUUAAAAAUGGAGCUGUACAGAAAAAAGAGGACUUAAACCCAAACCAGUCUUACAGUAACUACAUGUCAACAUCGCAAGCAGGGGGGAGAAAAAUUUAUAUUCUGUGUAAUAAAUUUUUAAAGUUUGUCCACAGCUCCACAGGGAUGGCUGGAGGAGGCGGGAUUUAAGCUGUGUUUGAGUUACCUCAGAAGUCAGAAGUCCGAGCUGGGAAUGAUGUCACAUCCAAGUUACCAAGAAAGCAAAAUCGGAGGCGUAAACAAGAUGGCUACAUCUAUGAAAGUUAUUUUAACACUUACCUUGUCCUUGCUUAUAUUCAGACAAGGCAAGCACUAAAAUAACUCUCAUAGAUGAAGCUAUUUCGUUUCCGCCUCUGAUUUUGUUGUCUUCUGACUUAUGCUGGUAACUGGUGUGUGACGUCAUUCCCAACUCGGACUUCUGACCUCCGAGGUAACUCAAACGCAGCAUUAUGACCUAUACUGCAGCUCGUCACCAGAGGGCGCUGUUCUCGGGGUGGCUUCACUCUGCUAUGAGGCAGACGGCAUCCAUUCUAUAUACAAUCUAUGUAAAAAAACAGAUACUAAAUGUUAAUUAUAACAAACAUUCAUCUGAUUUUUUGUAAAAUAGUCAGCUGUAUAAAAAAGUCACUCUGAUUUCACCCAUUGUACUAACAGUCGCCAUAUUGGAAACAGUGAUCUUUCAACAUCUAGUGAAAAUCAGACACACAUGUGACCCACACUGACUCACCUAUUUGUACACUCGGAGACCACAGGCUGAGUCGUGAUAUACUACAAACUCCUUAAACUUAACAAAAAUAGAUUAUCUUCACAUUCUUGUCGUGCUACUAAGCGUUUUGUCAUCCACUUACAAAUUGCAGCAACAAUCAUCAGUGCAGGAAAAAGCUAACAUGAGCCCGGAGCUGUUGCCCUCGCAGGUCACACAGCUCCGCUCUGCUCCAGAGCUGAACUUGAAACACUUGCAUUGGUCCCAUGUGUGUGUAGUUGUUGAUUUUUCCUUGCUGGUGUUUUUUGUGUGCGAGCGUGUGUACAUGUGUGUGUGAGUGUGUUGGUGAUGUUGCAUGUGUGCCGUCAUCAGAGCCAGAUGGAGCUCUGCUGAACGGCCUUGUAUGGACAUGGAGCUGCAGGCGAAACGUCUUUUCCACUACUUUUGUUUUUCUUCACCUCUCACACACACUCACACACACAUUUGUUUUAGUACAUGCAUAUUGACGUGUUAACGAACUAUAAAAACAUGCAGUUAUGAUCAUUAUCUGUAUUUGCUGUGCGUGUGUGCGUCACCUGUGUUUGUGUGUGUUGACACCCAAAAACGCGACUUUAAUUGUUUAAAAGUGUGCGCAGCGUUCUCCAUCUGUAACUCUUUUUAUGCGUGUGGUAUUUCCACCUGACAGAGACAUUACGAUCUUGAGCGGGGGAGGUCAGCUCUGGGGUCAGGGGUCAGAGGUCAGCAUCAGAUUAAUGAUCCAGAGUGUGUGAGGUUACGGAGAAGAAAGCGCAGACUGCUGUGGGUCUUUUUCAGGGGUGUCUUUGACACAGUGAAAGGACGUCAGUGUCCGACAGAGUCAACCGUCGACCUCAUGUGGACCCUUUUUUUUAUUGGGUCCAGAUCCUUCUAUUCUACUCUGUGCGAUCCUCCUCUUCAACCAAAGCAGCUAGACUUUAGAGCAAGUCCGUGUUUGAGGGAAAUAAAAAGAGAGGAUGACGGGGAGAGAAAAACGAGAAAGAAAGAAAGAAAGAAAGAAAGAAAGAAAGAAAGAAAAAGAAAGAAAGAGAGCGCUGCUGGCUCCCCGCUGGCAAUUAGCACAAUUAGCGUUGGGAUUUAGACCUUGUUAGCUUUUAGCUGCUACUCAGGUGGAAAGAUCACAUCAGGUAAUCAUCCAUGAUAAUCACCUGGGAUUGUGUGUGUGUGUGAAUGUGUGAAUGUGUGUGUUUGUGUGUAUUCAGCAGGAUGGAUAGUGAACGAUAUCAGAGGCUCUGACCGCGUGUGAAUGUAGACAAUAAGGAGAGCCUCUCUUUAUAUCAAGUUUCGUCCCUGUGUGUGUGUGUGUGUGUGUGUGUGUGUGUGUGUGUGUGUGUGUGUGUGUGGUCGUGAGUGUGUUCGAUGUGUGACCAGUCUUAACCCAAAUGAGAAAAACAACAAAAGUGUGUAUUGGGUCAUGCUUGGCAGACUCUUCCUUCCUUCCUUUUUUUUCUAGUGUCUUUUUCUUUGAGUCCCUCUAUGUGGAUGUUUGCUUGUGUGCUUAUGUGUGUGUGUGUAAGUGUGUGAAUCGAUGGAGAACGGCAUUUUAAUGAGUUUUUAUGAAAAUCUCUUGGUGCAUCCAGAACUUUAGUAAUGAGGUGCGGAUGAUGUUUUUGGUUGAGCAGUCUGUUGCUUCACUUGCCUCAUUAAGGAGAAUCAGAGCGGAGCUUUUGUUAAUUUGUGUUCACUAGCAAUUAAAUGUUAUCCUGAGAAAAGGUUAACAGCAGCCAACUACGACUCAGACUGUAGGUGCAGGUCCCCUUUACCGCUAAUAUAAACAGGACACUAUGAGUAUAGGGUGAACGAAUUUGGAAGUACAUAGAUGAUCAUAUUUGUGUAAAAUGGAUAGAUACUAGCAUCAGAAGUGUCCUUGGUUCUAAUAGGUGUACUCUUAAUGUGUCGUCUCAGCAGGACAGACUAACCAGGUAUCAGCAGGCUCUGAAAAACUGACCCUGAGUCUGGUCUAGCAUUAGCUUUCUGAACUGCAUUGAUUAAACUUUAUUAAUCCUGUAGAUUGUAAAUCUUUGUUUUAUUAUAAAUAUUCAAGAAUGAACAUUAUAGACGAUGCUGUGAUUUUUAAAUUACUGUUUGAAAUGUUUGAAUCGCAUCCAUGGCAGAUGGGUUUAUCUGGCAAAGCGUGGGGUGGUGUGGGCUGUAAGAGUAAAUAUGGACCGUCCAUUUACAAAGAGUUAAAGUGUGUAUUUAUUUCAGUUCUCUGUUAAUUGACCAUAGUGUUGAUUUUGGCGCCCCCUGUGGACUAAUUUGCCUCUGCACCUCUUCUUCGUUUAAAGCCAAAAACUCCUUAGUGGGGCUUUAACCCAAGUUUAUAAUUUGGCAACCAAGAGACCGGAGAUGUUGUGUUAAACAUUGAGUCUUAACUCCAGAUUCAGUUUGUUAGAGUUACAUGUAAUUAUUUAUUCUGUAAUUGUGUAAUAACUGUAAAGUAAAAAGAUACGAUUUUCUUAUAGCUCUAAACUGUCAAAUUAUUAUUUCAUUAAAGGGAUAGUUGCACAAAUUGCUGGUGGUAUAACUACUUUAGUAUGACUAUAAAGAUAAACAAUGAGUGAAUGACUGUGUGAAAAAUAAAUGCAACAAUAAAUGAUAAACAGGAACAGAUUCAGUGAAUAACUUUAUCAUUCAAUCAUUGUCUGAUUCCCCUCCUGUCUGCAGUCUCUGUGGUUACCCUCCAUUCUACGACGAGAAUGACUCCAAACUGUUUGAACAGAUCCUGAAAGCCGACUACGAGUUUGACGCGCCGUACUGGGACGACAUAUCAGACUCAGGUGAGUGGAGAUGUCGUCAGCCUCAAUCUUCUUCCCCUCUCUCUCCUUCAUCAUUCACCGUCCACCAUGUGGCACACAUGGACCGCAUACCUCCUCUCCAUCAAAGCCUGUGACGUCAGCAUGUGCCUGGAGUGAAUGUGUUUGGGAAUGUGUGUGUGGUGUGUGAUUGAGAGGGGUGGGGGUUAUCAUCAGACUCCAACUUAGCUAUGUAAGGGCAAUUAAACCAGCUGAGCAGUGUGUGUGUGUGUGUGUGUGUGUGUGUGUGUGUGUGUGUGUGUCUACUGCUUUAUGUCGGGUCUCUUGCAAAAAUAAAAACAAAAGUUUGCAGACCAGAGUUGUUGUUUUUUUAAAGGGAUGAACCUGAUCAUUAGAAAUCUGGGUGUUUCAUAUAUUACUUCAGAUUAUCCAUAAUUUCACAUCUGUAUCACAAACAACUUAAAAUCUCUUUUAAACUUAAAAACACAAUAAAUGGGAAAAAAAAGUUACUGAGGGGGAUCGUAAAUUGUACAUAUUCUUAUGCAGGAAAAUCGCUUCAUAAAAAUAGUUUGAUUUGAUUUAAAAUUAAAUUUUGAUAAAUUUUUUGCUUCUCAUCAGGAUCUUUGACUGAAUUUUGGUCAUAAUACUCAAUUAAAUCUCUCAACUUUUAACAUGUAUCAUAAAAAAUGGAGGAUUUGAACACUUUUACUGCUCACAUUUUUUUUCACAGGCUGGAGAGGGAAGGCUCGCUUCAUUCAAGACACAACAGGCAGCACAAUAACUCUUGAUUUUCAUAUUUUUAGGAUCAUGGGGGGCCAUAAUCGUUAUUAAAAUCUGAUUAUUCACCCAGCUCUACUUUUGGAACCAAAAGUUUUUUGAUAACUUGACGCAGAACUUAUUUCCCAAUCUUUGCUUGCCGCCAUGCUUUUUCAACAGGUUAAAGCCCAUCUGAGCUCAAACUUUAUUAAAAGCUAUUUUUUUAAGCUUUUACAGAGACACUUAAAGGGAUAUUCCGGUGUAAAAUUAAUUUAGGGUCAAACACACUGUAACACCGAGUUAGACACCCCCUCAAGAGAUGAAUGUUGCCGACCGCUCGCUUCUCUAGUUAUACCAACUUUAGUAACAACCACAGAUAGCAGUACACAUCAUUUAUGAUCAUUUCUUUAUCAUUUCCUUGAAGUAAUAAUCACCAUAUUAAUCAUUUUGCAGUACAGUAGUUCUUCUGCCUUAUUGUCUUGGUCUGAUUACAUUUCCAUGAAGAAAUGAUCAUAUAUGUUCUUCCUUGAGCUGCGUCACCCCGCAGCAGUCUGUAAUAGACUGGCCUGAGGUGUCGCUACAAACAAGCGGCUGCUGGAAGAGAGUAGGUGAGUUGUGUUUAGUUAAAAAUAUGUUUGGUGGCUAGAGCUGUGGCUAGGACCCUAUAUGUGCUGUUGAUGAAGUUAGCUGCUGUUCUGAGCAUUAUUUGUGGCUAUAGAGUGGCGUUUUGGUUGAGGUUUGUUUAUGGCUCCUCAGACCGCUGUGUAUUGCUAUCAUAUGGUUGUUACUAAAGUUGGUAUAACUAGAGAAGCAAGUGGUCAGCAACAUUUAUCUCUCGACAGAGUGUCUAACUUGGUGUUACGGUGUUUGAUCCUAAAUGAGUUUUACACCAGAUUAUCCCUUUAAAUUGCCCAGAGGAGGAUCUUAAUGUCUUAUGUUACUGUUUUCCUUAACUAACACAAUUAAGUCAGUAUCUGUGGUUUUAAUGUCACAGUUUACAGGCUCACACCUGUGCAAUCAGAUGUCCUACAGUUUGGUUUUCACAAAGAGUUGAUUCUCGAUGCUGGUUCAGAGUUGUUUUUUUUAUUGACCUUUAUGAGAUUCAUGUUUUCUCUCUCCUAGCCAAGGAUUUCAUCGGCAAUCUGAUGGAAAAAGAUCCAGUCAAGCGUUUCACCUGUGAACAGGCACUCAGACACCCGUGGUGAGAAACUCACACAGACUUACAAAAUGACAUAAAAUCGAUACAAGUAUUGAUGUACAGUCAGGAGUGUUCUCACAGAGUUUGUUCACCACAUGUGUGUUUUUUUGUGUCUGGACUUGUGUGUUCAGGAUUGCUGGGGAUACAGCACUCUGCAAGAACAUCCAUGAAUCAGUCAGUCGGCAGAUCAGGAAAAACUUCGCCAAGAGCAAAUGGAGGGUAAAUGUUGUUUACUGCUGUCUAUUCUUUGAGGUUUUGGCUCUGGUGCAGCAGACUUGUAUAAAUCCAGCACUCCUGCUCAAACGAUUGUCUGCAUUUUUGAAGAUGAAUCACUGCGUUGUAAAAACUUGGCCUGCUCUGAGGUUUACAGUUCACCUUAGUCAUCGUCUUUUCUGCGCAAACUUUUACAAGAAACACUUGAAACAAAUUCCACUUUCCUCAAGACCUGCUCUUCACAGUGUGUCAUUUUCAGCUUUGGGUGUUAAUAGCACAUCCAGCUCGUGUAAUAUCUGAACCUCAGGUGGUUUUAAUGGAAGAUAAACUGUAACAGAGGACCAUAUCACAGUGUUUUAGCACAGGCUCAUUGAAAGCAGAUUCUUGACUUCAGCUUCAAAGCCGCUUUUAGUGAAAAAUCACGUUUUGACCUUUUCUAUGACAUAAUCUGUAAGAAAUCUCAAAUAUAAUCCCACUAAUGCAGUACAUUUAUGGAGCACAGAGCUCAUGAUAGACAUAAAAAUGUCAAUGAAUAAAACCGGCACAGACUUUUCAACAGUUUAGCUUUUUUUGCCUCUUUCUAAGUUCUUAUUUGGAAAACGCCCCAAACUGUUAUUUCACAUCCAAACCUACAAAAUCAUGAAAACCAUUUUUUGAGUAAAUAUAAUGCAAUAAAAGACAUAUUUAGUAGUAUUCUUCAUCCUCUCCAGCAAGCGUUCAAUGCCACCGCCGUGGUUCGGCACAUGAGGCGGCUGCAGCUUGGCAGCAGUAUGGGGAGCAGCAUGGACGCCUCGAACGCACAGAACAGGCCGAGCCAGACGCAGAAACCUGCCCAGAGCCAGAGCCAGAGCCAGGCGGGCCAGAACCAGCCCACACAGAGCCAAAACAGCGGCCAGGCAGCGCAAAGCCAGAGCGCCAACACGGCCGCCAACAAAGCAGCUUCCACAGACAACAACAUCGCAGCUCCACGCAAGGAAUGUAAGUACGAGUCAGUGGAAUCAGCCGCACUGCCAAUUUAAGAGAACAUGUGUUUCACAAGAAUUGAACAGGCGCGUAAUAUUGAGAAGUUGGAUCAUUUUGAGGAGAAGCACCAGCAACCUUUUACACUUAAGAUUAUAUCCAUGAAAUCACUGACAACUUUACUCAUCCACAAGCGUAGAUCAUCUCAUCCGCACGAAAAUAUAACACCGCUAAAUUAUAAUGUAGUAGUAUUUUGAGGUUAUUUCUAGGGAUGAACUGAUAUGGAUUUUUUGGGGCUGAUGCCGAUUAUUAGGGGGGAAAAAUCUGAUUACCAAUUAAUGAGCCGAUUUUUUUUAUGAAGUUAUAAAUAUAUAUAUAUAUAUAUAUAUAUAUACAUAUACAUAUAUAUGUAUAUAUACAUAUAUAUAUAUAUAUAUAUACAUAUAUAUGUAUAUGUAUAUAUACAUAUAUAUGUAUAUAUACAUAUAUAUGUAUAUAUAUAUACAUAUAUGUAUAUGUAUAUAUACAUAUAUAUGUAUAUAUACAUAUACAUGUAUAUGUAUAUAUACAUAUAUAUGUAUAUAUAUGUCUAUAUACAUAUAUAUGAAUAUAUAUAUACAUAUAUAUGUAUAUAUAUAUGUGUAUAUAUAUAUACAUAUAUAUGUAUAUAUAUGUCUAUAUACAUAUAUUUGAAUAUAUAUAUACACAUAUAUGUAUAUAUAUAUGUGUAUAUAUAUAUAUGUAUAUGAGGUAGUUAGUAGAUGAACAUUGUCAUGAGGUCGCUGCGCCAUCUACAGGAUAAGUUGGGGAACUUUUCAAAUGGCGGACCAUUUUCGCAGUGAAACCGAAUCUUAUUCUCCGCAUUUUAUUUCUGAAAAUAUUGAUGAAAAUCAGCGAGUUUUGGCCGAUUACCAAUUAGUCUCAAACGGGCUAAAAUUGGCGAAUUUAAUCGGCUCGCCGAUAAAUCGGUCGGGCCCUAGUUAUUUCACAUUGUAGCUUUAUUUGCACCUCAUCAUGCCUCCCUUCUCUCAGGUGUUACUGCACCAGCCACACCCUGCAGUCUGGCGUCUGCAGCUUCUUCUCCCGCAGCCGGCGCCGAGCUGAACCGGCCACACCCCUCGGCGGUUCCUGCCCCGGUGCUCACGGAGACCAAGUGACGCCAGGUCCCGCGGGGAACCAGCUGGGAGGCCACAGCGCUGUGAGGCAAAGUGAAGAGGGGGGAUAGGAUCUCCUUCUUACCUCCCUCUCCUCACUGCAUUUCCAUUUGGAUGCGCCGCCCAACCGGUUCCCCGCCCUGCUCCUGGGAGAGCAGAGGACUUUACCUCCGCCCGACUUUUCCAAGCCAAACAGCAGCACCAUGCUGUGAACCCACCACCUAACCACCAGGAUGCUGUUUGGGGACCCUUCAGCCACGGCAGCGACAGACUCUCACUGAGGCUGCUUCACGGCUGGCUGUGAUUGGUUGCUGUCUGACGAUGAGUGGUUGUCGACUUCUGCGAGUCUGAGAAGUGAUUGUCGGUUCAUGGUGACGAUGGUGGUGUUAUAUUAUAUCAGUGUCUGUCAACAUCAACUUCCCUCUUGAAUCUAGCCUGUCCUUCGCCACUUUGUGUAGCUUUUUCCUUUCCUUUGAUUUGACUGGAAUUUAUCCUUUUUUGUUUCUAGUCGUAUUUAUUUAAAGGUGGUAUGUGUAACUUUUAAAAAAGGGUAAUCAUUGUCACAUUUAUGUUGUUGUUUCGGUUCUUUUAUUAACAUUUAUUAAAAGGGCGAAGAGGAUUGGUUGCCUCAACUUCACACACGCUGUCCAAAUCUACUCUUAUAAAUGUUUAAAUGUAACGUAGAGUCUUGACUUUAUUUGCUUACGUAUCGGUCAAAUGUGACAAUGAUUAAUCCACGCUGAAAAUCUACCUAUAGCACCUUUAAGACAUCGAAGACAUGUCCUUACGAGCUUGUUUGUUUGUUUGUUUGUUUGUGCUUUAAGAAGUGCUUUAAAAAGUACCAUACGACUGUUCAGAUAUGAAAACAUGAGUAAGCGCUUUAUGUAUUUUGCACAGAGAAGGUCAGAUAAGUUCUCAGACACAGACGUGCCGCCGUCCACCUUCGUUGAUCAGAGUAGAGAUUGUAAGCCUUUAUUUAAGGAAUUUCACCUCGAGUGGAUGUACGAGCAUUGUCUGAAACUUUCUGAUUUGUUUCUUAUUUUUUUCUUACACUUUAAGACUUUUAUAAGAAUCGCCCUUUAAGGGGCACACAUACAGGCAAUGAUAAAACAUGCAGCAAGUAAAGAAAAAGAGUUCAAGGGAUGUUUUGGAGAGCUGGCUCCACUUAUUUCUGAUAGAUUUGAUCUCUGAUGGUUGAAUUUUGAGGUUUGAAACCAUCUGAGAUCUUUAAUGCCUCCCUCAUGGGUCUUCAGAGUGUUGUAUUUUUUUCUUUUUGCAUUUGCAGAGAUAAAACCCAACACGGAGAAUCAGCUGCAUGUUCCCUCCCCUCUCUCUGAAGAAGCCAUGAUCUCACUUUUUUUGCGCCCGGUUUCGGAAGUGCUCAGGGAAAACUGCAGCCGCACUGUGAGCUGGCAAACACAGAUUUCCUGGUUUAGGUUCUUCUGUCAGUGCUUCGGUUCAGUCGUUGCGGCGUCACAGUCAAUGAUCCAGGGCUUCAGAUGUUUUUAGCUGUGCACUUAUUCUGUGUUGUUGUGACGCGUCAAAAUGUACUGCUUCCCUGUGACUGUCGAGGACUCGGACAUUUCAAACGGCUUUUCCACCAAGGACUCAAAAGGGAUUUGGACUUGACUGUCUUUUGCAGGAUGUACAAUCAGUUUCAUUAUUUUGGCUGUUUUACUCUGUGGAUGCAAUCUCCAACUCUGAAAUAACCACAGCAAAGCAGUUUUCUGGAGGAUCGGUCGGGUCUUUGUGGUCCCUUUGCACCUCAACAGUAGACAGACUUGUUAAAUUAUCGGCUAUAAACAUAAAGAUGGAUUAUGCCCUUUCAUCCUUUCAGAUUUCACCAAAAUAAAUCAGAGAUACUCCUCCCUGUGAGUGCUGACAUGUUACACAUUUGACACCAGUCUUCCCAGUUGGAAACCACCAGAUUAUUGCAUCAGUUAGAGGCAGAUACAGGAAGUUCAAUGGCUCUAGUGUAGGAGUUUAAGGCCUUGUCCAUAUGGAAAAGGAAUUCGGGAGUAAACGCAAAUGGUAUUUGUCCACACAGAAACGGCAUUUUGGGUGACUUUACUUUCUGAAAAUGGGUCACAGAGUCCACAGACAACUAUUAUUUUUGGGCAGCAGUAGCUCAGGAGGUAAAGCGGUCAUCCGAAAACUGGAAGGUUGGCGGUUCAGUUCCCUCAUUCCUAGUUUGUCUGUUGUGUCCUUGGUCAAGACACUUUCCCUACCUUGCUCCCAGUGUGUGUCCUCCGCUGGUGUUGCUUCAGAUAAACGCCUCUGCUAAAUGACUUCUUUAAUUCUGUAAUAUGUUUUGUUUCCGUCUGGAUUCCUAUCCGCGUCUUUCUUGAAACGAUUGUCACACACAGCAAAAAGGCAUGCUUCGUACUCUUCUUCUAUCUUGGUGCAUUUCCAGGGAAGCGUUACAGCGCCACUAACUGGCUUGACAAACACGCUACAUCAUUUUCUGUUGUUGUCAGUGGUUUCGUGUUUAACGGAUAUUUCCUGAAACAACUCUGUCUUUGCAGAAAACUUAUUCAAAAUAUUGUUUUCGUUUCCAUGUGGACAAGGUCUAAGUGUCUCUUAUUGUUUCUCUCAUUUUCUCUUCUUAGUCUGUUAAAAUGGGGUCAUCCUCCCUCCCCUCUCUGCUCUGUAGGUGUUAAACGGACAGACUUAAGUCCAAAGUCUGGAGUCCCCCUUCCCCUUUCUUGACCCUGACAUGACCGCAGUAGUUUAGAUUGUGUCACUUGCUGUAAAAGACAUUACUCAGAUACUCAGAGAGCAGAGCUGUACAAUGCUGGAUGCUCACACAUAUAUCAGAUUGUCAUGUCUUUGUCAGAUGCAACACGACUGAUCCCUUUAUUGUGAGUUUUAGCCAAAGACUAGAGCUAGGUAAGAAAACAGUUUGCUUCCCUCUUUGUGAUGAAUUAAUGAGAGCCCGACUGGUCUAGAAAGGAAGCUUUUGAUUCACAAAUGGACUCAAAUUAAGGGCUGAAGUUAAUCUGAAGAGAAAUGCAUGAACCUUUGAUCCCCGUCCAACAUCCUGCCAUUCCCCUGUUUGUUUAAGUACACAGAGUGGUGCUGAAAAAAUGCCUGCAGGUUUUUUCAAAGUACUUGUAUUAAUCUGUUUGAAACUGGAAGAAAGUCUAUUUACUGCACACUGAAAUAUCUUUAAGUCUCACCCCUGCUCUGUCGAAUCGGCUCACUGUGCACUUUGGUGCAUUUAACGUCCAAUUCUCUGACGCUGACAUUGAAGCGUUCCUAAUCUAAAAUUUGCAAUCAUGAUCUCAGUUCUUUAACCGCAGCACCUCUUUUCUCUAAUAAGCUCUGAAAGGACAAUUCCAGCAUGCUUGGUUUCUCCCUAAUCAACCGUCAACUCGGGCAAUACUUGGCAAGCUUUCGGCUCUAUCUUUAGCUCCAAACUCAGAGCCUGUUUGUUUCCACUUGAGACAAAAAUCUCUGAAAAUAAGUUAGGAAAGUAAAGCUUGAAUUAUGGAUUUUUUGGGGGGUACUGAAGAUGGCCAUUUUAGCUCCUGUGAGGGGAUUAUUUGCAUGUCAAAAAAGCAGACUAGAGUUGUAUCUGAUGCCUCUUUAUUAGAGACAGAAUAAAUCCAAGCAAAGUCGAAUUAGCUGCGUUUACAUGGGUCGUUAAAUCCCACUUACAAUCGAAUUAAACUCCCAAUUAGAUCAAAAAUGUUCCAUGUAGCGGAUCCAAUUCACUCGGAUCGUAUAAAAUUCAGAUCUGAUUGUAGGAGGUAGUCUAUGUCCAUUGACAAUACAAUUGAUGCCACAUAUAAACGGUUGACCAGAUCGUAUUCGGUUGAUAGACUGGAUUAUUGGUUUUGCACAAGCGCCCAAGUAUGUAUGGUCACAGGAAAUAGAAAACCCAGACAUUACGACCAAAACACAACUACUGUAGUCAACAAGUAGAAAAAUCGGACAGUGCUAGAAACAAACUUUUUAAUCACGCAAUGGCAAGAUUAUUGGUGGCUUUGGAGGCAUAGGAGCUAAUCAAUCGGAUUCAGCUGGGCCCAAGUACACGCAGACUAAAUGUGGAUCGCUUUAUUUAAACUUCAUUUACAGAGGUCACAUCCGAUUCACUCAAUAUGAUUAUUUUCAAUCGAAUUGAGGAAAAUGUUGCACGUAAACGCAGCUAAUGUUAGCAGAAUAAAGUCACUUUGUCGUAGAUUUGGCUCAUGGUGAGCAGCCAGAUGCCGAGAGGAGGCACUUGAAAGAUUUUGGCUCUCCAGCCUCGCACUUUUUUAAGUAUUGCGGCUUUCCUAGUACCUUUAAAAAAAAGUCGCUUGAGGCAGAGAAUAGGUCCUGUAUAUUUCCGCAAUCGCCAAUGAUUAACACGCGCACAUCAGAUAUAAUUUAUGUACACUUUGCGACGCGUAUCAGUGCAAAGCAAAGAACAUAAAGCGUGGUCAACAAAAAUUAAGGCUACCUAGGCUCACCUCUGCACCCCAGUGCAGGUAAGACCGCCCCUUAUAUAAACUACCGGCUUUCAAACACAGUGCCCACGUGACCCAAGCCCAGCAAAACCAAAAGCAACCAGACAAAAGUAAUUGAACACAGGAUAACUGAUCAGCAAAACAACAUUAUGACUCCUAAGACUCUGACUGUGCUAAAAGCUGAGAUGUGGCGCCCCCCAUCAAACCAGCAUUAUGUUGCUAUACCUCGAGUAAACUAACCAUUUUUAACCUUUUUUUCUCAAAUUUUAACAUUUUUAAGACCCUGUGAAGUUCUGAAAUGCAGCCACCAGAGGAGCCAAAGACAGAAAUUAAAGGUAAAAACAAAAAGAGGUUAAAAAAUUUAGAUUUUAAGAAAGAAAAAUCAACUCCAUGUGGUUCAUAGCUGUAUGAGAAAUGUUCCUGCAUUCAGCUUGUCACUCCUGUCUUGUACUCUUUGGUUUGUGUUAUUGUAAAAGCCUUGCAAGUACACAACCACCAUAACAAAUACAGCCAUUUUUGAUUAUCAAAAAGAAACAAGCUGGAAUUGUCUUUCAACAAAGAGCCUUAUUCCCCUCAUACCCUCAGACUCCGGACGCUCCUUCCAGAUCUUCUGCUUUGCUGUUGAAACACAUGAACUUUGCAUCAGCUGUUUUUGCUCUGACAUGGUUUAUAAUUUCAGACAAACGUAACAAUAACAUUGCAAUUACUGCAUGUUGUCCCAGCAGCUGUUUCAGUCAUACUAAGGUCUUAGUCAGUAUAUCUGAUUGUUUGUUAUUUCUAAACGUGCUCUCCUCUCUCGAAAGCACCCACACGUCUUCUACUGCAUGACUUGACAGUUCAGAAAUGUAUUUUUAGCUCUGGUAUUGUUUUUUUUUAGUGAGUUCACAUUGUGUCACAUUUUCUCUUUUAACCAAACACUUGAGUCGGUUUGUGUAAUUAUUCAUGCAUUACUAAGAGGGAUUUUCAGCCAUAUAAGGGCUUUAUUCCUAUAAUCACCCUAAACUUAUUAUUCACUGUAACCAUGCUUUCAUACCCAGUGAUUGCUAUGCAUUUUCUAAACAUUUGAACUGUGUCGUCUGUGUUUUUUUUUUGUUUUUUUCCUAGAUGUAGAAUUGGAAAAAAAAAAUCAGCACCAGUGGUUAAAAUAAUAAAUUAGUGGAAGACACAAUAUCAAUCUCUAAACCAUAAUUAAUUGUUAUUUUUUAAUGAGCUUCAUUGUUUAAGCGGUCUACCAGGUUUCUCUCUGGCACUAAUGAUAUUUCCGUAUCGUCAGCUAACACUGUAAAGUUUGUUUUGUUUAAUGUGAUGUGGUCGGGACGUUUGGGUUUAUGAAUGUACACGUGAGGCAGGCUGAGGGUUCGGGUUCAUGCUGCUCUGUGGUUAGAAAUGUACAUGUCUGCUGUAAAAAAAAAAAACAACAACAAAACAAAACAAAAACGACUUUUUUCUGAAUGAAUAUUUCAGUGUAAAAGAUGCUCCUGUAAAUAGAUGUGAAUAUGAAUGAUCAUUUUCAAGAUAACGUAAUGUUUGAUGUUCAGGCAUGUGAGGGUGGAUGAGUGAGAGAGCGAGUGUGUGUCGAGGGAAGUUGAUUGUAUUCUCUUUGGAAUGUUUCAUGUAAAAAAAAAAAGCUGAAUUCCCCUUUAUUUCCCACUGCAGUUUGCUUUCAUGAACUGUCAGGAACUGCGUGGCUGCAACCUGCAAAGCUACUCAGCGCAGUUUUAACGCCAUCGGUGUUUCACAACCGCUUUAGCGCACCUGAAUGUAAACGUCAGGGGCGGCCUAAAGUGAAAGCAACGUUUACUGAACUCAGGCUUCUGUUUUUGCCAUUCUGAAGGAAGAAAUCCAAAGCUGUGAUCGACUAAGAAACACACUGUUAAGUGAUGAUGGGCGGCUGCGGCCCGCUCUCCUCUUUGUGCUCACUCUUCUUGGACCGUUUCUUUUUUUUAAAGGAAGACGGUUCUCAAAGCCGUGUCGUCAAAAAAAAAAAGAUGAAAACACAAGCAUGUUUAAAAAAGUGCUUCAAGAAUUCAACAUCACCAAUGAGUGUUUAUCUUGUAUGCCCUUGUAUGAUGUUAGUACCUUUGUAUUAUGUAAAGGCGCACACAGAUCGAGAUGCCAGAGUCUGCAUGAAGCAGAGUAUUUGGUUUCAGUCCUAAAAAACAGUUUUUAUUUCUUUGAAUGUUGUCAACAGAAAACAAUCUUGACUGUGGUGGCUGUUCUUGGGUCUGUGGGUCUGGCAGCACCAGACUGUCUUUCAAAACCUUUUCCAUCAAUGGCAGAUGCACCAACCCAAUCACAGUCCUGCAUUCAAGGGGAUAUUCGGGUGCAAAAUGAAUUUAGGGUCAAACACACCAUAACACCCCCUUGAGAGAUAAAUGUUGCCGACCGCUUGCUUCUCUAGUUAUACCAACUUUAGUAACGAUUGCAUGAUAGCAAUACACAGCGGUCUGAGGAGCCAUCAACAAACCUCAACCAAAACGCCACUCUAUAGCCACAGAUAAUGCUCAGAACAGCAACUAACUUCCUAGCUACAGCGGGGUGACGCAGCUCAAGGAAGAACAUUUAGUCCGUAAUGGACUGGCCUGAGGUCUCGCUACAAACAAGCGGCUGCUGGAAGAGAGUAGGUGAGUUGUGUUCUGACUCUUUGCUAAAGAAAUCAGGCAAAGUUAAAAAGAUGUUUGGUGGCUAGUAUUAUGGCUAGGACCUUAUAUGUACUGUUGAUGAAGUUAGGUGCUGUUCUGAGCAUUAUUUGUGGCUAUAGAGUGGCGUUUUGGUUGAGGUUUGUUUAUGGCUCCUCAGACCGCUGUGUAUUGCUAUCAUGCGGUCGUUACUAAAGUUGGUAUAACUAGAGAAGCAAGCGGUCAGCAACGUUCAUCUCUCACGGGGGUGUCUAACUCGUGUUUUGGUGUGUUUGACCCUAAAUUAAUUUUACACCAGAAUAUCCCUUUAAGAUACUGAUAUCGCAUUGUUGCUUUUUCACUAUAUUAAUUCCAUCAAAUGACAAACAAUAUUGCUGAAUUUGAGUGCAUGUCGCCGCUCUCCACAAAUGUAAAGACAUGCUAAUAAGAACGGCUCUGCUUCUCAAGAACUGUUUGUAUGACUGAAACUGUAACUAACCUGCUUUAUGGAGUUGGUGUCUCCCUGUGGGCGUCCUCGUCCAGGGCCUGCUGAGUCAGCUGGCUGUAUUGUAUUUACUCUCUGCAUGUGACCACGACAAACUCUCAUCCUGUGCACCGUCGCUAUGCCGACGACACCCUCAUGUUUCAGAGUGAGCACCGCCUGCAGCACUUCUUGCGCUGGGAUGAUGAUGAUGAUGAUGAUGAUGAUGGCGAUGAAGAUGACUUUCUGUUAAUGGGGCUUGUAUAUCAGAUGCCUUCGACAAUCAUGUGCACAUAUCAGAGCUACCAUGACGACACAGGCCAGAGCGACUGAUUGUGUUUCAUUUGUCUUUCUCCUGGAAUAAAUCCUGAAUGAUCAUA
This is a messenger RNA of Xyrichtys novacula (pearly razorfish), 74935 nucleotides long. Lineage: Eukaryota; Metazoa; Chordata; Actinopteri; Labriformes; Labridae. The record is from the annotation of a GenBank genome assembly.